AGCUCUGCGCCACUUGAGAACCCAAACGCAUUCAGUCUUUUGUGGCUCCAGCUUGUGUGAGUGAGUCAGUGAGUGAAUGAAUGGAGGAGAGCCGACGGUCGCUCACAGGAGGCGGCGAGACUGAAGCGGCGGACAGAAAUGCGUUUAACUCCGGCUGCAGGUCGUGUGAAGUUGCUCGACAGAAACCCAUCCACGGAUCUGCGUCUUUAAAGGCCCAGGGGAAGGGUUUUUCCUCGUAAUCCCAUUCCCGCAGCGACCAGGGCUCCACCAGCAGACGCUUUUCUCUCUCUCUGUGGACGUCGAGGAGAUUUCUUUUUACGCGUGUGCAGCGAGCGAGCAACAGGUUAUUUACAGCUUUGCACGGCGUCCAACUUGCAGGUUUAACUUCUAUUUUUCUCCACACAGAGGGAUGCUUUUGGUGCCUCUCUUUUUCGUGCAUUCACCGUGAUGUAAACUGCAGCUUUUGUGCUCGACACCGACGUGCAGAUUCACAAAGCUGGGAUUUUCGCUGCGGUUUGGGGAGGUUUUGGCUGCAGAAAAUGGAAAGAAUAUGCGCCAUAGAAGCUAAUUAAACAUCUCUGCGUGAUUAAAGUUGAGGCAACAUCCCAGACAGACAAGACUGACAAGACAGACAGAGGAGCUGGCGGUGUCUCUGCAGAGGAUUUUCCAGCAUAGAUGGUGCCAAACAAGUGGAGCAUGAACUCAGUUCUGCACAAAUCGCCACCAAGGAGCUGGCUCGGGCUCAGAUUACGUCUCAGUAAGUAAAAACUCUCCAAGUCAGCCCUCUGCUGUAGUCAUGCCACUAUUCAGAGCAGCUGUUGGAUGAAAAUGAGUCACCUGGAUGCUUUGUUCUGUAACAGACAGCAUGUGUAAGCCAGUUGCCCUUUAGGAAAAGCAGCAGAUGAGCUCUUGUAACUUUGAUCCUGCAGGCAGCACAUCUCUGCUUCAUGCUUUCCUUUUAGUCAUCAAAGGUAACAGUUGGGUUUGCUAUGACCUGGGAGAUUAUCCCAGCUGGAGGUGCAGGACAGGACAGCACACUCUGAUCCUACAUUAUUCAGUGAUGAGGAGUCUUUGGACAACUCUGCAUAAACUCACAUGAUAGAUAUUACCUCUUGUAAAUCUCCCCCCGGCCGACACUAUUUAUUGUAUUCUCCCUUCAGACGUGCAAUCUGAGCCGCUCUCCCUUUCCCAGAUCAUAAUUCAGAUCAAAGUGAAACUUCUGCAUCCUUUGGUUGUAGUGAAAUAUUAUUUUACUUUAUCUUAACCCCAGAACACUAUCGCUAAAAUUAGUAACACCAUCACUAUCGCUAUCGGGUGAUUUUUACCUGAAAUAAUAUACCCAAGAAAAAGUACCUGUCAUCAAAAUAGGACAAAACAUGACAAAAUAAAGUAGUUUUCUUCUGUUUUUAACUGUAAAGAGUCCAAAUGGAGGAUAAAAAGUGCCAUAAAAAUGCAACAAAAUAACUGAAUUUAGGUAUUCGUCGUCAUCGUCAUCGUUUUCUUCCACUUUAUCUGGGUCCAGACGGUCCUCACCUCAGCCACUUCCACCAGCUCCUCCUGGAGGAUUCUCAGGUGCUCCCAGGUCAGGUGAGAGAUAUAAUCCCUCCACCUGGUCCUGGGUCAGCCACGAGGUCUCCUCCUGGUGGGACAUGUCUGGAACACCUCUAAUGGGAGGUGUCCAGAAGGCAUCCUAACCAGAUGCCUGAGCCACCUCAGCUGACUCCUCUCGCGGUUCUACUCUGAGCGCCUCCCGAGUGUCCGAGCUCCUUACCCUAUCACCCUGCGAAGGAAACCCGUUUCGGCUGCUUGUAUCCACAAUCUUGUUCUUUCGGUCAUUACCCAAAGUUCAUGACCUUAGGUGAGGAUCGGCACGUAGAUCGACCGGUAAAUCGAGAGUCUCGAUUACAGCUCAGCUCUUUCUUCACCACGACUUCUUCACUGCUCCGAUCUCCAGCUCCAGCCUACCCUCACUCGUGAACAAGAUCCCAAGAGACUUGAACUCCUCCACUUGAGGCAGCGGGAAAUUAGGAAUUCAUGAACAAAGCUGGCUAAAAUAUUUCUUAUCACCAUCUGAAUUCCCUUAAAAUCACAACUUUGUGACAGUUAUUCAUAACCACUGCGCUAAAUAAAGAUAGCAUGCAAAUUCCAGAAAAACCCGAAAAUCACCCGAACACGUGUCUGUAGGAAAAAGCGAGUUUUGGAUGCUGAAGCUACCCAGGGACCCGUGAUACUCAGACAAACUUAACUCUAUGAAAAUCACGUAAACAUGUUUGAUCACCUGGCGAUAGUGUUCUAGGGUUUACAAGUCUGCAAUCAGAGAGCUGUCAGAUUUGACUGUCCCAUUUCUCACAGCCUCAGUAGACAUAUUUAACUCAUUUAAAACCCCACAGUGAGUGAAUUUGUAACAAAAAUAGAUGAUAAUUCACUCUUGAUGAGUUUAGUAAGUAAUGAAACCACUGCAGAGUAUCUUCAGUCGACCCUCUGGUUAGUUGUCGUGCGCUGACUCCUGAUUUUGGCAGUCUGUCGGCUUCAUACAGCGAACAUGGAGUUAAAGUUUAGCAGCUUUAAUUGGUCGAGUCUGGAACCCUUCAGCGUUCCAGGCCACCGGAGUCUUAAGCCUGUCUUAAACACACUGGUCUAAUCUGGGACCAGAUGUCUUGUCUGGUCUCUGUCCACACACAUAAAAAAAAACAGAAACAAGACCUUUAAAUCACAGAUCUGGGUCUUUGAUGCGCUACGAGGAUUUGACAGCGUCUGCUGUGAUUAGAGAGGAUGGACUAAAUGAUGCUCUGUCUGACAUGAACAGUUUGUUUACUGUAUUGAUGCAUGACUGUAUAUUUAUGUGAGAAUAAUUCUGGUUUAAUUUGUUAUAAGGGUUCUGACUGGAUAUCUGAAGCAUUAUAAACUUGCCAUGAGGUGCAUGUAGUUGCUGUUCUGGAGCUUUUGGUGGUCUUCAUCACCAGAUUUGGUUUUCCUCACUGCAGCCGACCUCUAGGUUUUCAAUAUUUGACCAUUUUACAGCAGUUUAAAGGGAUAUUCCGUCUUAAAAUUAAUUUAGGGUCAAACACACCAUAACACCGAGUUAGACACCCCGUUGUGAGAUGAAUGUUGCUGAAAGCUUGCUUCUCUAGUUAUACCAACUUUAGAAAUGACCGCACGAUAGCAAUACACAAACCUCAACCAAAACGCCACUCUAUAGCCACAAAUAAUGCUCAGAACAGCACCUAACUUCAUCAACAGCACAUAUAGGGUCACAGCCAUAGUACUAGACACCAAACAUCUUCAUUUCUUUAGCAAAGAGACUAAACACAACUCACCUACUCUCUUCCAGCAGCCGCUUGUUUGUAGCGAGACCUCAGGCCAGUUUAUUACAGACUACAGUGGGGUGACGCAGCUCAAGGAAGAACAUUUAUGAUCAUUUCUUUAUUAUUUCCUUGAAGUAACAAUCACUAUAUUAUCAUUUUACACUGCAGACGCGGUAGUUCUUCUGCCUUAGAAGAACUAAUAUCGGCCGAUUCCGAUAUUAGCACAAACUUGUGCAUGACAAGUUUUGCACUCAGCUGCCAUGUCUUUUUCGGACUUUAGCGAAAAAUACUGCCACACAGCCGACAUCACUCCUACUGCUUGGUACUUUGUUCGUACCUUAGUAUGAUGGAUCAUGCAUGUAGGAUCCGGGUGCUACUAGCUAGAAGUGCCGGAAUGGAGUCUGGAAUGGACUGCUUGUAUCAAAGUGCUGAUUUUGGAGAUUUUAGAUGCAGGCCGAUAUAAUCCGAUAUUUGUUUUUUGGCUGAUAUCAGACUGAUAUUCAAUCUCAAUAUAAUAUCGUGACAGCCCUAUCAUCAAUGUGAACCAAGAAGUGAAGAAAGAGGCCAAUUCACGUGGCUCAAUUUUGAAAUAUAUGGCUACUUGCUCGAUAAAUAGGGAGCGCAAGGGAAUGAACAUCUCAGCUGGAUACAGGAUAUCGUGGAAUUUAAGUGUUUUUCACAGCGCCUGAGCCAAAAACUAGAUUAAGACUAUGACGAGUCAAGCCGCUUAUUCACUAAAGUAUAGCAGUUUGCAGCAUUUAUUAAGUUACAAUAGAGAGAGAGGAAUAACCUCCUUUAACAGGCAGAAACCUCGAGCAGAACCAGACUCAUGUUGGACAGUCAUCUGCUGAGACUGCAUCAUGUUUAAAGACGGGGGAGAGGGAGGGAUGUUAAUUGCAUUACAGAAUUCCAGGAGUUCAUAUUUCUGUUUAAUCUCAGCUCUAGAUGUUCGGUGAAUCAGGAAUUUGAGAAAACAGGAUCUGUUCUGUACGUUUCUAGUAUAUCACAGGAUCUAAAUGAGCAGAUGGAGUCAGAACCGGACUGUGGAUGUUCAGGUUUCCAUUUCUCCUGCUCCAUGUUUGGAUUAAAUACGAUCUUCAGUUUGGUACAGCAACAUACAUUUUUUUAAUCAGGUCACAUGAUCUUGAACAGCUGAUGGAUUUUCCUCCAGAGAAAAAAAACUGUGCCGUUUCAUGACAGCUGAGUUAACUCAUCUGAACACUUUUAAUUCAAAGAAAUGCAGGGCUUUUAAUCUGAAAGGGCUGCAGACCCCAGAGUGAACAUUCGGACUGUUUAGUCUGCCUGCUGCUGCAGCUCUCCAGCCUGACUCGGCUGCUGUCGUGUGUGUGUGUGUGUGUGUGUGUGUGUGUGUGUGUGUGAGAGUGUGUGUUUUAGUGAUUUCUGCCCGGCUUGUGGCUUGUUACAGUUCAGACUUCCUUCUUCAGACUGUCUUUCCAUUGUUCCUCUUUUUUCCCCGGCAGUAAUUUCCUUUCUCUUUUCCACUCUUUGCACUUCUGCCUUUUCCUGAUGUCGCUGUGGGUCACGGUUAUCACUGCUUUUGUUUUUCUCCAACUGCAGAGUCAUAAAUGUUCCAGCCUUUGCACUGAAAAUUAUUUGGUUCCUACAAAGACAAAAAAAAAAACUUUGAUUUAGAAGAGUUCGAUAAUUUCUCUUGUUUUAAGACUUAAUUUUAUUAUUUUAAGUGUUUAACUCGACACUACAAUCUUAUAUCAAGCACAACCUGAUCUUUAUUGUCUCAAAUAGGCAGGAAAUCUUAAAAUAAGAAAAAUAAGUGUAAAAUAAGUUAAAGUCUCAUCAGAAGGAAUCUUGUUUUAAGAUUAAGUAAGCCUGGAUUCAAGAUCAGCCUGCUUGGAUUGAGACAGAGUUUAGUCAUUCUUCACGAAUGACUAACUCUGGGUAUUUUUUCUCUAAAUUUCAAUUUUUUGUUUAACUAAUCUUCAGUUUAAUUUGCUAAAAGUAUGAAAACAAAAUAUGUAAUUGCUUAUAUUAAGUGUAUUUCAUUUAUUUUGAGGUUGUAGAAAAGUUACUUUUUAAGUUAUCUGAUCUUAAAACCAGCAUUUUCUCCUCACUUUAUACUUAUAUUAAGAACAUUUCACUUAUUUUAGGGCUGUAAAAGUUAAAAUUCAGGUAAUCUUAUCUUAAAACCAUUAUUUUAUACUAAUUUUAUGCUUAUAUUACAUAUAUUUAUCUUAUUUUUGGGCUGUAAAAGUUAAAUUUCAAGUAAUCUGAUCUUAAAACUAGCAUUUUAUAUUUGUUUUAUACUUAUAUUUAGUACGUUUAACUUAAUUUAGGGCUGUAAAAGUUAAAAUUUAAGUAAUCUUAUCCUUAAACCAUCAUUUUUUACUUAUUUUAUUCUUAUAUUAAGUAUAUUUAACUCAUUUGGGGGUUGUAAAAGUUAAAUUUUAAGUAAUCUGAUCUUAAAAUCAGCAUUUUUGUCUUACUUUAAUCCUUCCAAAUACAUUUGUAGACAUGCUUAUUUCUAGACUGAACAAUCUUAAUUCAAGAAAUCUUGUCAGGUUAAAUGAUCUUGCUGCAUGGACAGAUAAUUUCACUUGUUUUUAGUACCUUUUCCCUCAGAUUCAGUGUUUUUAUCUUGUUUUUAGACCCAUCUGUUUUGUAGUAUGGUUACGCUGUGCGUCCACUGUCACAUCUUCAGAGUGAUAUUUUUGACUCUUUACUUCGUCUCCAAGAGUAAAUAUUUACCCACCUUGCAGCACAGCUUGUUUCCCGCUACAUUGAAAAAAAAAAACAAAGAAGUAUAGAUGCUCUGACUCUGUGAUCCUCCUCCUCCUCAUAUCUGAUUGAAAGUUAAUUUCCUUCCUUGAACCUCAUCUGUUCUGUUCUGUACUUCCUGUAUGUGGCUUUUUAUUACAGCGGGGGGUUUAUGAUGCACGGAAACCUCUUUCAUUUAUGGUCUACCAUCAUGUACACAGUAUACAUACUUUACUGUAAGUGAAACCUGUCAUUUCACUUUGUAAAAUCAGCCAAAAUUCUGCAAUAAAGAUAGAAAACCCGUCAUAGACUCAAACCCAGGCUAGCUGAUUCUUGUAUUCUCGCUCUAGUGUUUCCUUCGACUCUGCUAAAUAAGUGUCUUUAUUUCAGGAUCGAGUUGCUUUUGCUCCGUGCGCUGACAGAAAUGAGGAUUACACAGAUUAGACGGGUUUUCAGUCUUGCUCCACUAACCUUCAGAGUCAUUUUGUGUGUUUUUGCGUCCCAGAUGAAGUCAUAAACGUGCUCACAGCUGGAGGCUAACUCGGCCUCCUUCUUCUCAUGAGCUGUACCUUUACCCAACACGCUGAGACGAUAGUAAACAGAGGGCUCUUGUUACUCUCCUCUCAGCUCUUUGUGCUGGUGUUUCUCUCAUGUUUGCUUUACUAACAGUAGACUUGUUUCUUGGCUUGAAAUUUCAGAUCCUCUCUUCUUCUUCUUUUCUUUUUCUUUUUCCCCCCUGAGGGUUUUUCUCUGUCCUCGUCCUGCUCGGCUGUUUUGCAUCAUCAUCAUCAUACGGAGGACGAUCUGUCACGAUCUGUCAUGCUCUGCUUUGCAUUUUCACCCAGUUUGCAUCCAGAAUCUCUUUAACCUACUUACAGGCUUGUACGUUCGGUCACUGCCCGGCGUUUGUCUGUAAGUGCGGCUAAUAGAAUCGAAGAAUCCGUCUGUAUUGUCUGUUAUGCUUCAGGGUUUCAUGGUUUACAGUAUGCAGAGGAUAAUGAACGGUUACACACACGCUAAUGCACACCUUCUUUAACGUCAACAUAAUGGCAAAUAUUUAUCUCUGAAUGGACACGUAUAGGCUCCACCCGGGCUAAAUGAGUGUUUAUAUAGUACAGUAUAUAGCAGAGCUCCACAUGACAAUAACUGUACUUUUCCUGUCAACUCUGUUAUUGGCUUCUCAAUGGCGGACCCCCUCCUACUGCAAUUUUACCCAGAUUGUUUCAAUUAUGAGAUUAUUCAUAUGAACAACUUAAAUAGUAGAUGUUUGUCCCUGUUAAAUGUUGGGUUGGGAAUGGCAGCGUCUUAUAGCGGUACUCUUUGCAGGGGUGGUCAUGCAUGUCAACUUUGCAGCAAAGUUUUGUUGUUUAUGAUGAAUAUAAGUCACCGAAAAAAACCACAUUAGACUCAUUUUUUUCAUAUUCUUGAAGACCGCUUGUGUUGUUUUUAGAGUCUGUGUUUUACAUGCAUUAGAAGGGAUGCUCUUAUGCAAAACGAGAUAUUCGAUUUAAGCCUUAGUGACUCCUCUGAACGCACAGCUAAAUCUAGGAUCACAGAUUCUGCAGGUAAACAAAGUCUUUGCCAAACGUAGCUAACACCAGCAGAGCUAGCACCACCAGACUUCAAUCCUCCUUUCAGGUAAACGUCCCCAUGCUUGCGCUGGUCACACAUUCCUCUACGAUGAUAUUUCUUAUUUACGGAAGAUGAGAACGGCCAUGGAAUUUCCUUUUUUAAAUGCACUGUUAUCUCCUGAUAACAACUUAUCUCGUUAUCUCAACAAAACAAAGAUAGUUUCUCUUGCUAAUGAAUCAAUUAAUAAUGUGUCGACCAUUGUUACUGUUGUUGUCCUAUUUGCGCAUGGCAGUUAAAUGUGUAAUGCGCAAAGUGGAGAGUGCCGUCACAGUUUCAUUGAAAACCAUGUAGGGUCCUAGUCAUAGUACUAGCCACCAAACAUCUUUUUAACUUUGCCUAAUUUAUUUAGCAAAGAGACUAAACACAACUCACCUACUCUCUUCCAGCAGCCUCUUGCUUGUAGCGAGACCUCAACCAGUCCAUUACGAAUUGCUGUGGGGUGACGCAGCUCAAGGAAGAACAUUUAUGAUCAUUUCCUUGAAGUAAUAAUCACCAUUAUCACCACGGGAGUUCUUCUGCCUUAGCGUCUCAGUCUGAUUGUAUUUCCAUGAAGAGAUGAUCAUAAAUGUUCUUCCUUGAGCUGCGUCACCUCACAGCAAUUCGUAAUGGACUGGUUGAGGUCUUGCUACAAGCAAGAGGCUGCUGGAAGAGAGUCGGUGAGUUGUGUUUAGUCUCUUUGCUAAAGAAAUGAGUCAAAGUUAAAAAGGUGUUUGGUGUCUAGUACUAUGUCUGUGACCCUAUAUGUCCUGUUGAUGAAGUUAGGUGCUGUUCUGAGCAUUAUUUGUGGUUAUAGAGUGGUGUUUUGGUUGAGGUUUGUUUAUGGCUCCUCAGACCGCUGUGUAUUGCUAUCCUGCCGUUGUUACUUAAAUUGGUAUAAUUGGCCAUUGUUACUGUUGAUGUCCAAUUUGCGCAUGGUUGUUAAAUGUGUAAUGCACAAAGUGGAGAGUGCUGUCUUGCUGUUGACAAUGGUAGUUAGGGCGUUUCAGAAACAUCCCAAUCUGGAGGGCGUUUUUAAAAAUUUAUGUUUUAGGUCGGCUAAAACGCCAUUUCUGUCAUCACAAGAAAUUGAUCUUUGUUAUAUCGAGCUAACGAGCUGCUGUAAGCUCUACCAACAUUUUUAAGAUCACAAUUCUGCCAAAUCACACCACAAUAUAAGAUUCUGUCCUAUCUGUCAUCUGGGCUUGUUUGCCAGAGCUACAGGAGCUGCAGCCAUACCUGCUCAGUCACAUCAUGUAACUGGGAUUUUAGGCCUUGAGUGACAAAAACCAACAAUCUGCUUUACAUCCCCAGUAGUCCCCCAGUCCCAUCCUUGUUAUGUCGAGUUUAUUUUGUUGUUGCAUCAACUCGUCACUUCAGGACACUUCACACAUUUUCUUUUUUCGGUGUUGGAUUCAGACUUUUGCACCUCCUCACACACACAGAAGUCUCUCAGUCUUGGUUUGGUCCUGAAGGGUUAACCUCUGCUGUUUGAUGGGCCACCUUGCUAAAUAUAACCCUCAAACCUCCUCCACAUGGGCACGCACAAGCCUCCAACUGCACUCCUUCUGUCAACACACUGCCUCGCACACUUUUAGCGCACACUCUCCAACAGGCUCAUUUACAGUCUCGUCGUAACGCAGCCGCUCACACGCUUAUUUCUCAGCACACCAUUAAUACUUAACUGAGUGUGAUUGUGUGUCGAGGGGGGAGCCGGCUCCUUCAUUUCCUCAUUCACAAAGACGAUUUACCUGCUAUUUCUGUCUCAUGCUCAAACAAAUUACAGGUGAAGAAGUGUAGAUUAGUUAUCGUUGUAAUCGUGUAAGAAAUAAGUGUCUAAAUUUGAGGUGUUCUUGUCGGUAAAUCAGCGCAGGAUUAAAAAAGUAGGUCACACAAGAAGCGAGAACCAGAGGAGGUUAGUUUGGUUUUGCUCAGUCCAAAGGUUUGCAGGUUUUCUGUUUUAUAUAAAAGAGCCCCAACGUGUUUUUUAAAUCAUUGAAAAGGUGACCUUCCUGAUGUCACACUGAUGUAAUCUUAGUGAAGUCUUUUAGGAGGCGAGGAAGGUCAGGCUAAAAGAUUACACUGCAUCAUGGGAAAUCAAGGAUCCGGGGUUUGCUGCACGAUAGGGAUUAAAGUCGGGAUGAACAACAUGAAAUUCUCUUUGUUGUCCGAAUUUGAACGUGUACAGAAGUCAUAUCAUCCGGGGCAGGUACGGAAACCUCUGAGGAGUAAUCCGGGAUUUUGUUCUGAGUACGCCAUAAACGGACAAAAUCCAAAUCCUUGAUAGUUUAUCCAGUUUGAACCCAAUAACACGGGUCACUGCUCUGCCUCCAGGCUUUCUCCUGGAAACGUUUCAAAUACCCUGAUUUAUUAGUGCUAAUGUGAGCUGCAGCUACGUUUCAUAUCAGUCUUUUCAGGUGGUAUUUAAGAGUAUUUGUUAAAAUUUUGGAACUUUUAUCUGUUCACAGAAAACGUGAAGUUCAAGUGUCUAAAAGAGUGAAAAACAUCCACACUGGUGAUGCCAUUUGUACUCUUUUAUCGGUUUGAUGCAGUUGGGAUUGUCCUACUGAGUGAACGGCAGAUUGUGUCCGAUUGUGCUGGAUUAUCAGAAAGUAACUGUUGGUUACUGAUCUGUUGGUUUCAUUAACUUUGACUUUAUAGUUGGAAGUAUAGAUAAAAAAUAAAAGAUUCCCUUCAUUGGGCCAAUAAAAAAAAAACAUCAUUAUAGUCUUGGUGAGGUCACCCACUGGUUCCCAUAGGGGCUAACAGUGUGAGGCGCCAUAUUGGAAUUGCUGACUCCAAUUGACUUCUUGCUAAUCAUGAAAUUGUUGUUUGCUAGCUGCGUUGUCCCCACCUGUAAGUGCGUUUAUUUGCACCUCAACACUUAUUUCACACAACUCACCUACUCUCUUCCAGCAGCCACUUGUUCGUACGGGGACCUCCGGGCGAGUCCAUCGACUGCAGCGGGGUGACGCAGCUCAAGGAAGAACAUUUAUGAUCAUUUCUUCAUGGAAAUACAAUCAGACCGAGACGCGAAGACAAGAAGAACUACCAUGUCUGCAGUGCAAAAUGAUCAUAAAUGUUCUUCCUUGAGCUGCGACCCCCCGCUGUUGUGGAUGGACCAGCGCGCAUGUCUGUGUAAAAAAAGUAGCUGCUGGAAAAGUGAGAGUGAGUUGUGUUUAGUCUCUUUUGUUAAAGAAAUCAGGCAAUUUGAACAAGAUGUUUGGUGUUUAGUACUCUGGUUUGGACCCUAUAUGUCCUGUUGAUGAAGUUAGGUGCUGUUCUGAGCAUUAUUUGUGGCUAUAGAGUGGCGUUUUGGUUGAGUGCGUGGCUCUCUGUAUUGCUAUCCUGCGGUCGUUACUAAAGUUGUUUUAACAAGAGAAGCAAGCGGUCGGCAACAUUCAUCUCUCGACGGGGUGUCUAACUCGGUGUUACAGUGUGUUUAUAUCCCUUUAAUAUCCCUUUAAAUGGGGAUUCCUUGACUUCGAAACUCUGCCUCAAGUGGACACUUAAGGAACUGCAGUUUUUUGCCCCUUUCGACUCCAUUGGGCCAAUGAGAGUUACAUUUGAACUUGAUGUGUAUUUAGGGGAUUGAAAACUAGAUUCACCUGAUCUAGCAGGUGCUGAGAAUCUCCUCUGUACCUGCUCACAGCUGCCAGAGCUUCUCACCGUGGAAAAGGAGUCUGUGUUUUCUUUGUAUUUAGUCCAUUCUUGAGUAAAUGUCAUAAGAUUAUUUUUUCAUUACCUUCAUACUUUAUGUGUGAGAUCACACCGAAAAAAAAAAACUACAAAGCAGCUCUACAAAUGUGAAGGUGGGUCUUGAGAAGCAUCUUUGUCUUAAGCGGUGAUCUGAUGGUCGGUGAUAAAAGCUCGGCGGUCUAAUACCCGCUCAUCUUCGCUCUUUGUUUCUGCAGGAGGUGGAAGUCGGCCCUUGUGUUUUGCAGCCUGGUUCUCAUGCUGCACGGCUGCUCUCUUCAUUAAACGAGAAGCCGUGUGCUCAAAGCUGCUUCAGAUUAUUACCAUAUGUCUGCAAAGCCCAGAGCUGAGCAGCAAACCGGCUCCCAUCCUACCCUCUAAUUUCUUAUCCCAAAAUUGGACAUGUGGGUCGUUGUGUGUGACAACGUCCCUCCCUUCCCCCGGCUGGUGCAGCACAUUCUCACAGUAUUUUUUCCUCCCGUUUUAGACGCAUAAUAGCAGAGCAUCAUCCUGCGAGCAAGUGCGGAAAAUAUUAUGCUCUUACUUGAGAUUUCUGGCCGCUUGUUGCUUUAACCCUUCUGCUGUUUUUCAGAGAUAAUAAAGACGUCUCACAGAUUUAAAAUCCCGGAGAAUGGACUCCGUCUCCAAGAGGCCAGUGUGUGCAUUGUACCUCCACAGAAAUAACUGAGCCGGGUCACCACAGAGCCGCUGCAUUCAUAAAGAGGCAUAAAUCUUUCAGGAGACAUAAAGGGCGCGGGCACUAAUUAAUGCAGAAAAAUGUCAGCCUUUUACAGUUUGCGUCCACUCCGCGUGUAGGAGGAGGUUUUAAAAGGAGAUCUUUGUGUCGCCCAGUCCAAAAAGCCAUUGGACCAGAUUGCCCGUCCCAGCAUGCAACUCACCUCUGCAUGAAUACAACACUUGUCUAAUGGUGUGGGCAGAAAAAGCCCCCCUAUCGCCAGGAGAUCCUACACAGGGUUUAACAUGACCAGCCUUUCCUUUCCUUUCCUCUCACGCCACUUUUGCACGCUUUUGCGAUGGGGAAGCAGCGACAGGGGAUGUUUAACCUGCUGGUGGAGAUAGGUUUGCAAAAUCUUUCAGCAGCAGGGUGUCUUUAAUUUGGUCAGGAAUAGCUCCGUUAAAUGGAUUAGAAGAGAGCAGCAUUUGGAGCUCAAGAGUACUCUGUGUGUGCGGAUGAUUAGCGGGUAACCAAGGAGGGAAAAAACUGGAUCAAGCGGCAAAAUUGGGGCUUGAAGGAUCAAUAAUCGGCCAGGACUUUGAUCAGUUAUAUCACCUGUUACCUACGUAAAAGCUGCGCACGAGAACCUGGAUGGCAGCCCGUCUGUUUGACCGAGGAGUGGAUUCAAUAACACGGUCCUCCGGAGGCGUAAUGGAUUGGACUUGAGGGAAGUCUGUUUGCACAUUUGGACGGGCCUUGAUGUCGAAUGAGACUUGGACUGAAGGUUCAAAGGGAAGUGUUUUUGAGGCUCCGCCGGGUGAGGUAAUGGUGCAGGUGGUUGGCAGUUGGCAGAGGUUGAGUUGGGCUGGCGAGUUUUUAUUAGAAAGAUGGUUGAUGUGGAGCGUGUAUUGAUCGUCUGCAGAAGAUUAAAAGAUCGGGUUUCAGGGAGUGUGAAGGACUGCUCAGACGUCAGUUUAGGUUUUCUGUUAUAAAGUGUGAGGUUGUCGGGGAGUGGGGGGGGGGGCUCAUUAUGUUCCUGUACUGGAAGAAGCGAGGGGCGUACGAGCUGGAGGCGCUGCCAGCCUCUCUCACCCAAGUGGGAAUGGAGCGCUACUCCUGGUCCUCAUCGCUGGACGUCAUCCAUGACCUGUGCGGUAAGCUCGGGGAACAGGGAGGAUCACCUGACUGGAUCUGUGUGUGUGUGUGUCUGAGAUGUUAAUGCAAAGAAAUCAAAAAUCAGAUUAGUUAUUUCUUCUCCAACCGGAUACUACAAAACUAACGCCGCCUUCCCAUGAGCCUCAGCUGUUCGCUGUGGUUUGUACUAAUCUGUAAAUGUAAGCACGCUCACAUUAAAAGCCUGGAUCAUUAAUAAAAAAUACACCUGCUUCAGCUUAAAAUAAACAGCUCUGUUAGUAAUUAACACGCUGACGUAGGUUUCUCGCUCACAGUGGAGUCUGAGUGUUUUCACACAUAGUUGCUGUUUCUGCUGAUUCAUCGGCUGAAUCCAAAUGUCAGAUUUCUGGACUUGCUGAGGAGAACGUUGGAGUUCAAUGUGGUCUGUGAUGGCACACAACUACAAGACUCCAAUAUUAACCCUUUAUUAUCCAUAUAGCAGUAGAUGACAGCCCCUUGGAUUGCUGUACAGUUUGAUGGUAUUUCGAUCUCCAUGGUUACCUUUGUUAAAUUGUGGAUUUUCUAGACUGUUUGCUGAUUUUGUUUUCAUAUUUUUAAAUUGAUUGGAAAAGUUAAGGAAAUAAGUCCUCCCAAGAACGUCUGGCGUCCACAUACAGAAGCUGUAGUCCUUGUUGCAUGUUUUCCCCACCUCCCAAUCCCUGUUUCUUUAAGUCUUCCUAACUGAUAAAGCGGACUUCUGCGGAGGACUUGCUUUAGCACUUAGAACUCAGCUGGAUCGCCGGCGAUCCCACGUGACACCAGUAAUAUUGUUUACAGUUUCUCGAGAACUAUACCGUGUAUCUCUUUGGGUUAAAAAGUGUUCAAAAGCUUACCCUUUUGGCGAUCUAUCAAGGGUUUCCAGUUAUUUCUACACCUGCCACAAGGUUUACAAUCAAGCCACAAAUAUAGGUGUUUGAUCAGAGAUAUUUGAUGGUAAAUCCACAGUCAUAUCCUGGUGAAAACAGGAUUAUUUAUCAUAUCGCUAUCGCUAAAUGCUGCUAAUGUCUUCAAUAGGUUUGACAAGCUGUUUUGAUGAUGUCUUCUCUGUCAAACUUUCGAUCAAUUACAUGGUCUCAUAUUCUUCUUCUAUUGUUCCCUUGGCGGUAGUGUCCAAUAAGAGGCAACAUAAAAUCAACAAGAGACAAGAAAGUUCCCUGCUUGUCUGCAAAAUCAGAAAUAAUGGUCCUCAAUGUUUGGAAACAAGUAAAGAAGAGAUUCUGAGCAGUAUGAUGUGGUCCUCUGUCUCAUCCCAGACUGGAACUGCUUCAAGGAGUGGCAGAAACAACUGGAAAUAGCUAAAAACGCCUGGAAGAAUGAGUGUAAAUAUGUAAAUAGUUUCUGUUGUGUUUUUGUUCCAAUCCCAAUAUUUCUUCUCCUGAUAGCCAAGACUUAACAGAAUGAUGUUCAGGUGAGAAAAGGCUUGGUCACUGUAGAUUUAUGUGUUUUUGUGCAAAGUACUGUUGGGAUCGAUUUCUGUUUUUGUUUAUUGGUUGAGUUUGAUGGUUCUGAAUCUACUGUCACAUUUAUUUUACAUCAUUUUUGCUCCAUAAACUGACAGCUGAGGUUGUCCUGAAAAAAAAGUGUGUAUAUUUGCAGUGCUUGAAAGAAAAGAGUUGGUACCAAAAAUAGUAAAAUACAUCUGGGAGUUCUAAGGUUUAAGCCCUCUUGUUGACUGUGCGCCUCAUGGUUCGGUCCGUCCUUGGGGGCGGCUGAGGCUCAGUCGUUGAGUUAAUUGUCUUCCGGUCAGAAAUCUCGUAACUCAAUAAACAUCCCAGCACCUGCAAUCUGUAUGCUGAUGUGUCCUCGGGCAAGAUACUGAACCCUGAAUGUCCCCGAGUGGUAUCGCGUGCAGUGUACGAAUGGACUUACUGGUGAGCCCUUUAUAUAACGUCCUUUGCGAUCAGUAUUCAGACUUCACAGGACAUCUGAGAGUUUGAGGUGAAUACUAAAACAAAGCCAAAGUUUCCCCAAGAAACUCCAGUCCACAAUGAGCAACUUCUUUGUAACAGGCAGAAACCCCGAGCAGGACCAGACAUCCAUCUGCUGUGAAAGGAUAGACCAAGCUGGUGGAUAGAAAUGGAUAGAAUAGAGUCACCUGGAUCCCCUUAAAAAUGGUCUAAAUCUGCCCGUUUACCUCUAAUAUCAUGAUGGAAACAUCUCCAUUUAUUUCAUGCUUGUUCCAAAUAUUGAAAAAGAAAUGGAAACCUCUUGUGUAGCUCAGACUUGAUCACCCGGUCUCAUCCUUCUUCAUCCACCGUGACACGAGCGGUUAAGUAACGUUAACAUGGUUUUGACAUGACUUGACUUUGUUCUCUGUAACUUCUCUCCGAGCGGGGUGACCUGCUUCUCUCGUACUUUUGAGCCGAGGGUUUAAGCACCAUCAUGGAAAGGUUUUUUUUUUUUUUUUUUUUUCCAUUGCCGUGUUCUUCCGUGGAAAGCACUCAGUGACCUGGCAUAAGGGAAAAACCUCACAUGAGGGGAAGAUCCGACAAGUCAAGCUCCACGGAUGAAAUAUUUACCGCUGAAGAAGUGCAAAGCUGGACUAAAAUGUUUCCCUGUCUUCACUCGGGGCUUUUUCUUUUUUUUUUUUCAAGAAGCACUGGGGCACUUACUUUCCGCUGUGCCGCCCGACUUCUGCCAUUAGUGGAAGGGAAGUGAUAACGCAGGGCCGGGGAGGAAUGUUCUUCAUCCUCCGCUCUCUGCCAGCCAGACUCUUGGAAAUCUGGCUUCUUUCUGGUCAGCUUAAGGACGAUGCCUGCUGAGGCAGACCUGUUUGGCAGAGACAGAAAGAGAGGAAUGCCACCGAGAGAACAGUGAGGCUUUGAUCCUUACCUUUUCACCAUCUCUGUAAUUAAGCCCAGAGCUCCUACUGAAAACAUUUUCCAACUAUUGAAGCGCUUCACUUUAGAGAUACAAAUACUUCUCUUUUCCCAGAAACCAUACGAUUCAGCUCCAGACUCACUUGUUGUUCCUUUAGUUUGAGAAUCUCAACCGUAUAUCCGUUCUUGUGAUACUAAAAAAAGUCUUGAGAUUGUUUUCUCAAGUCUGCAGCAGCUCUUAUGGGGUGUUGAUAACUGAAAGUGUUUGCCAGCGUGCUUGAAAUUGUGUUUCGGGAGCCAACGAUCUACAAAGACUUGGUGUGGGUUGGCUUCUUGCAGCUCAUCAGCUGUUCUGCAACAAUUAUUCUUUUUCAGACUCUUCACUUCCUCUCAAGUUCCUCUUUAUUAACUUUACAUUAUUUUCACAUGAAAAACUACCUUGUGUUUCUCACUCUGGUGUAUUAAAAUACCUCUAUCUGAAACAUAUCGUUUUAGCUACUGUCUCUUUAAGGCCCCACCCUUCCUCAAACCUACUUCCUUCUGAUUGGCCACUUCUCCAGGGGUUUUCCGGCAGGACGUUCUGAUUUGCCGGAAGCACAGAUCAACUAAUAUAAAUGCUACAUUCGAGUUACCUCGGAAGUCAGAUGUUGGAGCUGAAAAUGAUGCUCCACCCGAGUUCCCAGUGUUUCAGUUUUUUUCAGAAAAAAGCAAAAUCGGAGACUGAAACAAGAUGGCUACAUUUACAGAAGUUAUUUUAGCGCUUGCCUUAUAUUUGGACAAGGCAAACGCUAAAAUAACUUUAACCCGAUUUCGCUUUUUUACGACUUGGUAACUUAAUGCUGCUAACUCAGUUGUGACGUAAUUUUCAGCUCGGACUUCUGACUUCCAAGGUAACUGGAAUGCAGCAAAAGAGCCUAUCGCGAUGACAUCAUUAGUUGGUAAGUCUCACAGAGAUCUCGCGAGAUCUCCCAACGAACCAUUUUGAGCAGUUAACAUUGAUUUUCUUGGAUAAUUACAACAUACGCUUACCUCGUGAUUUGAAAAUGUAUGUACAUCUAGUAUGAAUCCCAAACAUUGUAAAUGUGGAAAAGCAUAAUUCCACUGCUAUAAUCUAUUUCAAGAAACGUUCAAACAUCCUGAGGUUCUCGGUUCUACUUCUAUACUCCAAACAUAAACUCUUAUCGUUAUGUUUAAUACUUAAUCGUCAGUUUUGUAGCUUUAAGACCAAAACAUCGGAAUAUAAACAAAGAGCUCAAAACGUUUUAAUUUUAUCUAAUAAACAUAAGAAUAUAUGAAAGUUUAGUUUAGAGUUAAAUAAGAUAAAAUAACACAAUUUUAUUAAUUUUGAUGAUGGCUUCCUCAGUUACAGUCUUUGUAACGGUUCUGUUUCUACUGCUAAUGCUGAUCCAUCUCUGUCGCUUACUGCUGUUUUUAAAAAUGUGGGUUCAGAUGAUGAAAUAAGAAAAGACGACAAUCUUUGUCAGGUCUUGCAAAGUCUGUUGGGUCAAAAGCCUUCACCUAAAAACUGUUUAUAUAACCACAUCCUUUAGAGAACGGAUGAACCUGAAGUCCCACGGUUGGGUGAGGAUGGAUUGGUUGAUUGCGGUUGGUUUUCUGGGUGCAUCUUCUUGGCGAGGAGGGUACGGAACAUUAAUACAGACCGGUUGUGUGGGUAUUGUUAUUUGAGAAAAGCUCUGUUGAUGUUUCUUUGUUUACUGUCCUCAGGGUUCACUAACCCACUCGUCAAACUGACGAUAGACUUCCUGCUAAACAGGUGACGGAGCUGUUUUAGGUACGAGCGCAACAAUCAAGCUUUCGACGCCCCGACAUGAACAGACUCAGACUGUUGGUUGCGUCCUAAUUUGGUCUCCAGUAAAAGUCACUUCACGCCGCUCUUAUACUCAUGCCGUACACGACUUUCGCCAAGCCGGUCCACGCUGCAUUCCUCGGGUCAUACUCAGCCACGGGUUCCAGUAACAGCUGAACAUGCUCCUGUUUUCUUUGCAGUUUAAGCCCAUAAAAAGAAGAAUCUGACCCCAAAAGGCCACAUUAUUACAUAAUAAUCAGCUCGUACUUCACCGGUUACUGUACUCUCGGACAUAAAUGCUCUAAAAAAUUCAAGAAAUGCAGUAAUCCCCUUAUGACCCCUCUUAAAAACGGGGACAGCGUAUUGAGUUUUCAGCUAAUGCUUCGUCCUAAUGUAACAGUGGUGUAGACCACAUUGAGAGGCUUAAGAAUGGAGAGUUUUUUUUUUCUCUUGACUAAUCACAAAAUGAGUCAGCAGAAUAAAUACAUUAUUUGUUUUUCUCCAUCUUUUAAAUUGAGGACUGUCGUCCGCCCCUCCGCCCCUCUCUGGAACAGUUUACACUUGUUGUUCUGCGGUUUCCAGUUAAAAACGUUGAGACCUCGGGUUCGCUCUGAUGUGGUGGAGGAGGGAGAAAGAUGGAGGGAGGGGGGGAAGGGAGUGUGUGAUGCACAUGUGUGUGAUUUAACCGCUAUGGGGGUAAAACAACAUCAAGCAGGAGGGCUGCGUCCUGCCCCCGUCGCCACUGAACCCUCGGCAUUAAAAACAGCUGCAACCUGCUCGGGUUCGAGCGUCUCAUUCACCUGUAGAGGAACUCUGUGGGGCUUCAGAGGUGAAAGUUUGGACUGAGAUGUUCACUCAGGAAAGAGCUUUUCAUUAGGUUUGGCCUUUUUUACUGGACAUUAACGGUUUUCUGAGUAACUCUCCUGAAAAACGAGGGAUGAAUCUUGUGUUUUAGACAAAAUAACAGGAGGAUUUUUCUAAGAUUUUCUCAUAAAACUGUUUCCAGGUCCAAGCCCAAAUCUAACUGACUGAGUUUUCUUGAUCCAAAAAAACAUCACAUCCAUGAAGAUCCUCAGUUUGCUUCAAAUCUGUAAAGGUCUUAUGAUCUUACUCAAGCUGUUUUGGAUCCAUCUUAACGUGUAAAAGUCGUGUUUGGAUCCUUCCUCAGUGCGGAUGAGAAUUUCAUCUCAUUUACGUGAUCUGGAUCAUUUGGCACAGCAAGAAUCUCCUCUUUUGUUUCUCUUGUGGUACUGAUCUUGGUUUGGACUGACUACUAUAAGUCUUGAAACUGUAUUGGCAAGAACUUACUCGCUGCCAGAGCGCCCCUGAAUCUGAAUAGAAGAGACUCCCGGGCUUGACCUCAGUCAGCACGUUUCCACGACACUUGAGAAAACCGAAUUAUCGCCUUACUCCAACUAAGACCAGACAACUGAAGUGCACGUAAACACCUCUUAGUUGGAAUAUAAUCAGAGUUUGAGAACUCCAAUUAAGACACCCAGAUAAUGCGAUUGGAAUUCGAUUUUCUCUACCAUGUAUCCAGUGUAGUAAGAGUAUGAUUGGACAAUGCAUGUGCGUGUGCGCCACGCCCCCGUAACCCCGGAACAAAAACACCAGAGAAGGAAAAAGUACCGCAUCCAUCAUGUACAACAAGAACAACGCUGAAGGACGCUCCAUCUUCUUGUUUCUCCAAAAUGCCCAGCAGCAGUUGUAGACACUUCUGACGUCUGACACCGACCUGCUGUUGCUGUUGACGGUUGUAUCGGGUCGGAAACAGCGGCACUGAAAAGACCCGUAUCUCCGCCUAGUUUUGGAGAGGAGGACAUGUUCACGGCAAUAAUUCAAUUUUCUCAGCUGCAUGUUAACGAGGACAAGGAGAGAAGUCCGAUUCGGCGAAUAAAACAAAUAUGAGCUUAGUCCGAUAAAGCCGUGCAUGUAAACACACUGACUGUCAGACCCAAACCAGGUUAGCGCCGGUGUCUAGACUCUCCCAAACUGAUACAACAAUAAGACAUGACUGACAGUAAGUCCAAAACCUACUUAGCUGGAAGUCGAGGAGACGCUCUUGGACUGGAUUCAAAUCCUAAAUCAACAUGGACACUUGUCUCAACAUUACAAUGAGCAGCAGACUCCCUGGUGAAAGUCACGCAUUUGACCUAGAAGAUUCCUCGUUGAAUAUAAAAACCCAGUUCAGGGACUGACUGGAGUGUCUGCUAAUUGAAAAGGCGCUCCAGAUGAUGUUUUCGCCACUUUACACUUGUAGAUCUGCCCGACUGUUACCCAGACCCCGAUGAUAGGCCAAACAUCCCUCACUGUUUCCAACCUUGGAUCCUGACGCCGCGUUAAUAUAACGUAUGUUCUCACUUUCCCAUCUGCUGGCUACCCUGCAUGUGCUGAUACAGCGAUCUCCUUGCCAGCUUUCUCGUACCGUAUGCCAUCCCGCCUGCCCGCCAUCUGUCUAUCGAAGCUGGUGUUUGAGUAUGAACUGUCUGCUGCCCUCCUCUUCGUGUGCCAUGAUGGGAUCUCACCGAACAGGGCGAAGCAUUCUUGACAUUCCUCAUAAAACCGUGGGCAGGUCUUACGGCUAGACUUGGUGCCUGGUUCUGCCUCUCCCUGCCUAAACUUGGAGGUCUGGUAGGGAAGUGGUGAAGACCGAAAAGGAGCCUGGUUGAACUUUGAUAGCACCUCUCUCCGAAGGUGCACCAAUAUUUAUCCGACAUCCAAACGACUCUGUGCAGGAUUGCUUAACACCUGUCAAACUUUCCACUUUCCACUGAAUUUGCUCGCUUGACAGUGGUUACCGUGACGAUUUAUGACUCACAAUCAAAAGUAAAAACUCAAAACUUUCUCUCUCUGACCUCAGACAACUGCAGGCCUCUCAUUUCAAGCUGACGGCAGCCUAUUUUAUUGUCCGAAAGCCAUCUGUGUCUGACUCUUUUAUGCCUCCAGCUGACUCGCAUUAAAUGAAAAUCUGAGCUCUUGCACAAAAAGAUCUUAAAUAUGCAUUUUCCAAGACUGAUGUAGACAGAAAGCCAGCGUGUUCACCCGUAGAUGAAACAUUUAAAAGACACGGGAAUGAAAGAGACGCAUUGUUCUCGUGUUGCAGAAUCCAAGAAUCGAUCACAGUAGACUGAAACUGUUGUAUUUUAGUUUCCUGAUUGGUGCGUGGUCGGUAAAUGGCGUGUUUCAGCUCUCGUGCAUUAUCAGAGCAGCAGUCAUGCAUGAUUGAUAGGAAGGAUGGUUGUUCUGCGGUUACAAAGUGAGGAAACUGAGAUUGACAAGUUGGAAUACUUAGUAAAUCUCGCGUGUUCAAGUGAACAUCAUCUCGAACUUUUCCCUCGCUGGUCUGGAUUUAUUUAUGGGUACCUAAUGGGCCUUUGCCCCGGGCGCUCUCUCUCUCUCUCUCUCUCUCUCUCUCUCUCUCUCUCUCUCUCUCUCUCUCUGUGGAUGCGAUGCUCCACCGUCUCUUUAGAGUGCGAGCUCAUUGUCUGCCAUCACGUGUGUUCGUGUAUAGUGUGUGCUUGUGUUUGCUUUUGGCUUAAUCAGCACUGCUGAGUUCAGAAAUUCCAGUUCAUCAGAGAGCGAGAAAGCGAGAGAGUCAGCAAGAUCUGAGCAAGUAGGACAGAAGAUGGAGCUUCAGCCGUGAUGGAGUGAUUUUACAAGACGGAUGAAAAAGGAAACGGGGCGAAUAAAGAGCUCGAAUUUAGGACAGUGUGAAUUAAAGGACACACCAACUCAAGCUUUUUAAAUGUGAUAAAAAUAGAUUAAAAAGUCCGGAUUGAGACCAAGUCUUAGCUCUCCAGUGUGUAAUUAUUGCCUCUUGGGUUAAGCUUGUUGUUAAAUAGUUGUCUCACAUCCAUAUUUUGAUUUAUUUCGACCCACCUGAUGAACUCUGAGUCACCUGCAGAGUCUCGCUCUUGCAAAGAAAGUCCUGCCUCUCUGGGAAGUACUCCAUCAAAGCUGGAGGCUCCCUCUGCAGUGCGCUGCCUGUAAACCCUCAGGGACCUGUUAGUUUGAGGCCUGCUGGCAGAAACCACAGUCAGCGCUGAGAGUAUGUCUCGGCCUGAUCCCAGAUCUGCGCAGACAUUUCCCCGGAGGUUAGUGAAAGUUGGGUGGAAUUGUUGAACGUGUCCAGAGGGGCUUUAGACUGAGUAACAGUGGAAGUGAAGGCAUGACCGGGUCUGGAUUUGGCCUCGUCGUCAAGGACUGAAUUACCUUGACAACCAUUUGGUGUUUGUGGAUGAUCGAUACUAUAGAUGUUUAUUUAGCACAAACUUGUGCAGUUUUGAUUUGGCUGCAACAUCUUUUCCGGACAUCACUCCUUCUCCUUGCCACUUUGUCAGUACCAUAUGCUGUGUUCGAGUUACCGCGGAAGUCAGUUACCAUCGGAAAAAAUCUAAAUCAGAGGUGGAUAGUUACUUCAGCGCUUGCCUUAUCAUUGUUAUAUUCGGACAAGGCAAGCGCUAAAACAGCUUUUGUAGAUUUAGCCAUCAUGUUUCUGGUAACUGAAACUUUGGUAACUCUGGUGUGACGUCAUUUUCAGCUCCGAUAUCUGACUUCCGCGGUAACUCAAACACAGCAUUGAUACACAUUGUUGUUGUGAUCACAUGGGCUCUGCAUGCUGGAUUCAGGCGCUGCUAGCUAGCAGUGCUGGAGCAGAGUCUGGAAUGGACUGCUUGUAUUUGGGAUUUUAGAUGCAGGCCGAUAUAAUCUGUUUUUUUUUUUUUUUUUGGCUGAUAUCAAACUGAUACCCGAUAUCAAUAUCAGAUCAGGACACCCCUAAUCAUAUCAGCUUCAUAGGUCACUCAAAAAUCAAGGACAGGCUUUCAUGGUCCCCAUGGGAGAAAGUGGGAGAAAAAUUGAUACAGCAUAGUAUCGCGAUAUAUUGUCUGGUGAUAUAUCGUAUCGUCUCAUUUAACAAAUAUCGUUUUUUCAAAUUAAUUUCUAGUUAGUGCAACACGUAAAUAUAAGGUUUGCAAGAUAUGCUACAUAAAAAUAAUAUACAGCGUAAAUAAGACAAACAUGAUUGAAAGCUAAAUGCUAAAUUAACUUAACAGUUGAAAAAUAUUGUGUAAAUCGCAAUAUAUUGUAUCGCAAUACUCACUGUAUUGCAAAAUGCUUAAAUCGCAAUAAUACUGUAUCAUGGCCCCAAGUGUCGUGAUAAUAUUGUGUCGUGGUGCCACUAGUGAUUCCUACCCUUAGUCCCCAGAUGAUAAUCUGAUUUUAGAAUAAAUCGCUCUCUUCCUCACCCCUCUGACUUGUCAAGCAACGGUGGCCCUCAAGGUCAAAAAGCUGCCGUGAUACACGAUGAUUAGACUUCGACCAUUAAACCCAAUCACUGUCAAAGGUUACUCAGAAAUCUUAGUCAAGUUCAUGGUCCACAGAUGAUGAACCUGUCUGUAAAUUCCCUUUUAUUCCCCAAUAGGUUGAUCUCAUAGCUUCACUGAGGUCCAUUUAGAACUUGUAAAUAAACUUUUGUAUAAUUCGUUCGAUGUUCACUCUCUCUGUCUCCAAAACAUCAAAUUUCCUCCCAGUCUGUUCUGCUAAAUGCUCCCGAAUACCACACACUGUAGCUUUAAUGCGAACAAACCCAACAGUCGUGAGCACGGUCACCAUUCCACCUGCUAACCAUCAGCAUGUUAACAUUGGCAUGGUGCACAUGUUGACAUUAGCAUUAAUCUCGCAGCGCCGCUGUGCCAGAGCGCCGUCUCACAGAGGAGCUAGUGUGGCUGCAGACUCUCCGUCUUGUUUUUACUCCCAUUGAGCAAAUUCAUUGCAGACAGGUUGACCCUUCCCUUCCCAGUGGGGAAGCCUUGGGCUCUGCGGUAUGCACCAAUUACAGUGUUUUUCCCUCUCCUCCAGCAGCACCCUUGACCUGUGAGUGUAGCUGUAGCCAAGUGGAUGACUCGAGGUGACUUGUUCCUGUACACCAGCUCUUAAGAAGCGCCUUGGCUGUUUUACUCUUUCUUUCAUUGUGACGGAUGGUUGUUUAAAGUGGCCUUAAAGUUCGGCCACUAAGUGACUUCAUUUUCAAGCAGCAGCAUGUCUCGAUUACUGAUGAUUUAGAUGUAAUAUAUGUGCAUGUGCAGCUCGGCCAAAUAGGGAGACGUUAAGCAGACUAUCUGAGCAAAACUUUUCUGCAACGAGCACCUUCUCCCAUCCUUUACCUUCCCCUCCUGCACAUUUAUUCUGUUUUUCUCAUUAGGCAGACAGAAAAAUAUUGUUGCCCUCAGAGUCUCUGUUUUGAUAUCUUUAUCGUGUGUGUACGCGGAGGAGAUGUAGAGGUAAACACGGCCUUUUAUCAUCCCCUGAAUGCGGCAGCGUUAGCCGGCCAGUCAAGUAGAUUGGGGAGGUUUAUUUGACAAUGGUGAUUUGUUAUUGUGAAGUCGAGCUUCCCCGCGAUGAGUGCACUCGCGUUCAAAACCCAGGAUGGUGCUUCCUCUCGUUCGCUCCGUUUUCCUCCUGCCUCUGCGCUCGUUACUCAUUUCUCUCUGAUCUCCUCCCAACGACACACCCCACCCUCUUCCCUCUGUUUACCUUUCCUCCUCGAAAUCUCUUUUUUCACUUUAUGACACGGCUCCUCGCUCUCUAUGACUGUGUGAGAGUGUUUCUGGGUGCUCAAAGUCACUCUCCCUCCCUCUUUUUUCUCCCCGUCCUUCUAUAAACACAGGCAGGGACUCCAGCCUUCAUGUCUACAUUAUGUUUUUACAGCUUUACCAAGAAAGGUGUGUUAAUGGACGUGUGCCUGGUUUGGUGUUUCAGUGAUAAAGAGAGACGUCAGAUUGACCCGUGUGUUUGUGUGUGUGUGUGUGUGUCUCUUUCAGAUGACAAGCCCGUCCAGGAGGAGGACUGGGUGGUGUGCCAGCAUCCUGAGUGUCCUGAGCGACGGAGGGCCUCUAAGGUAAGCCUCUCGGACUUAAUAAGGGUUUGUGGAGUGACAGAUUUCAACUCGAGGAAACGGCGGGGAAGUCGGCUAACACGAAAAGUUGAUUCAACUUGGGUGGUUCAAAGAAAUCUGCGAUGUAUGAAACAUUGAAAAACAAGUGAAAAUGCUGCAGUGUGCAAGCAAACAAGAAGACGACGGCUCAAAAACCAAGAAGUUAAACUCAGUAGAAACAGCAGAGUAGAGACCGCACACUGGUCCUUCACUGGUCUUUUUGCAGGAUCCACCUAUUGCAAGUAGGCCUGGGCGAUUUGGCCAAAAACAUGAUCACGAUAUACUUUGUCAUAUCGUCUGAUCCCGAUUAUUAUCCCGAUUUUUUUUUUAAAACUGCCAGUUUUAAAGCAUCUGUACUUAAAAGUAAAACAUAAAUAGAUAAAUACUAAAUAACUUUUCUUCUAUAAUAUAUCCACUAACAUCUUUGGAGGAUGACUCAGAGUCAUGGCUGACCACUAUUUUACUGCCCGUCAGCUCCAUGUUCGGUUACUUUACUUGUCCAGCAACUUACAGAAGUGAGCAGGAAAAGCUCCACUCUGAUUGGCUGUUGUGACGCAAAUUUUCGCCAUGUUUGAUCGAGUAAAUAGGCUCACAGCUGAUCACCGUGAUCGGACUGAAAUUUAUCCCGAUAAUUAAUCACGAUUAUAUAAUCGCCCAGUCCUAAACUGCAGGUCUUCACAGUUUGGAGCCUGGCUCGAAAAGUUUGCAUUUUUAGCCACCAGUAAUGUUUUACCGAAUAAGAGGACCGGAAAACCCAACAAUAGCUCAAUGUUAUCUGUGCAAAUUGUCUCUAAUUGCAUAAAUUGAUGCGUGAAUCUUGAUUUUUGACAAUUAUACGGUUAUAAAACAAACUGCCAAAGUUUUUACUCCCAUUUUUGUGAAGAAAUGGUUCAGGAAAUCAGGAAAGUGAUAAAAACAUCUGAGCUGAACGGGUUAACACUUUGCCUCAGCUCCAAACUUUGUUUCCUGUUUCCUCCCAACAAGCGAUGUCGGCUUCUCGACACCACGACCGCAAACGCCCCCUAAUCUUCACCAAGUGGUCGUUAUAGUCGCCAUGAUGACACACGUCUCCAAACCUUGACCAAACCCUCGUCUUCCCUGAACCUGAACCGGUUCAUUUCAGUGCCAGAACUUACUGAGCUCAGUCCUGGAGGUGCUUUUGUUGCGGUUGGAGGUCAGUGACGAACGAUAUCGUCAUGAUGGAGAUAUCAAACCUAGAGGAGUCAUGUUUGUCAUUGUGAGUGCAGUUACAGUGACUGUAGGGAUUUGCAGCUUUAAAGUCAGGAUGCACACACUCUGACUGAAGUUUGCAGGAGUCUCUUUUGGCCUCUUUUGUUGCGCAUGAAAAGACAGGAGUAGAAAUGUUGUGUCUAGAAGCUGCCUCUCUUCUUUGAGGUGUUAAAAGGGGGCGUGCAUGUCAGGGCGCUGUGUCGGGGCCACCAGACUGUGAAAUGAAUUAUUCCUUUGAAGCCACUGGUUUCUAAAAAUGGGAGUCUAUCCAGACAACCACAGAAAGCGACAUGCUGCCUGUCUGUCUGUCUGUCUGCUUGUCCGUCUGUCUGUCCUGUCUGUCGUUCAUGCCAGCAGAGUGAAGCUUUAGAUAGAUUUUCCCUCUGAAUGGAGACGUCGGCCCCUGCUGUCCUCUCUGCAGAAACAAUAGAGAGUGAAGACAACCGCUAGAAAAAGAAGGUGAAUUCAGACAGCACGUGGAGGGAGGGAGAGGAGGUUAUAUAUAGUUUUAUCUCCAUGGUAACAGAGAAUAAUAAAGUGGGGGUAAGAAGAGAGAGCCAAAGAGCUUAACCUGAACCAUCCUCUCUCUGCUCCUCACAUUAUUGAAUCUUCAAACCAACUUCGCCUCACUCAGCAAACUCCAUCUUUUAAAGAUAGAGGACGUGUCUGCAGAGACCGAAGUGUGCAUCUGUGUUUAAAGACCUGCUGUGGCACGGGUGGGACCGGACCUGUGGGACGCCAAGAGCCCCCCCCUCCUGCUCAGGGUCAGGGUUUAUGUUGUCGUGGAAGUAGAUUAUGGAAAACUUGACAGACUGUUUCUGUCUUUGUAGCUCAGCAUGCUCCAUGAAACUAGACUUACAUGUUACAACACCACUGACAUAUUAGACAUGGUUGCUAAUGCUAAUGCUAUAGACAGUGCUUGUUCUUCCUUGAGCUGCGUCACCCCGCUGUAGUCUGUAAUGGACUGGCCCGAGGUCUCGCUACAAACAAGCGGCUGCUGGAAGAGAGUAGGUGAGUUAUGUUUAGUCUCUUUGCUAAAGAAAUUAGUCAAAGUUAAAAAGAUGUUUGGUGGCUGUGACCCUAUAUGUACUGUUGAUGAAGUUAGGUGCUGUUCUGAGCAUUAUUUGUGGCUAUAGAGUGGCGUUUUGGUUGAGGUUUGUUUAUGGCUCCUCAGACCGCUGUGUAUUGCUAUCGUGCGGUCGUUACUGAAGUUGGUUAAACUAGAGAAGCAAGCAGUUGGUGUGUUUGACCCUGACUUAAAUUUAUGCCGGAAUAUCCCUUUAAGAGUUGCCGUAGACUGCUGUAAAGUGGUUGUUGCUGUUAUCUAGCUAGCUCUAAGAUAUCAAUCUUUGCUCGUUUGUCCUCUAAUUAAAAAGAAUCUCAUCCUGCUCACUUUUGAUGGUCAAAUGAUCAUUUACAUUGAAUAUUUUAUAAUGAAAUUGAAAAAAAAACCCUUACACUUGUUUCAGGCGUUAAAAUUAUGAUAUAAAAACCGUCAAUCUUGGCGAUAAUGUUUUCAGCUGCUUUUGUGUGGCAUUAAAAAGCAUUGAAGUGAAUUUAAUUCUAUUUCAUCAACAUAAUAAAAAAACUCCUGAUUGGACCUUUAAAAGCAGCUAUGUGACUCAGUUACCCUUCACAGCAUAACACACAUUGUGCUCAGAUUAUCCUCGCAAUUAUUAAUCCCCUAUUGAUUGAAAAAAUCCUAUUAAUUUGACAGUGACUAUUCCUGAAUAUCUAAGUUUGAAAAAGAACAUUUCUUUGGAGUAAAAACCGGCAUUUUGGAUCUGACUUGAUUCACUCUGUCCACUUAGAUAACUCUGUGAUGGAUUCUUUAAAAAGUUCAGCUUCAUAAUUCACAGUUUAGGCGGUGAGCGGCGUUGAAUCAAAGCCUCCGUAUAAGUUAUUACACUCUGAGGUUUGUCAUUAGGCUCCCAGACUUUAAAUGACUCCAUCCUGGUGAAUCAUUGUUUAUUUCUAUGCUUCACCGCCUGACCCUGAGGUGAUCUCUGCGUCCCAGUACACUCCAGACAUCCCCAGAUGUCAUAAUUUCUUCAUUUCUGAUAAUUUUAGCACCUUAAAGGAACAUUUAGAUGAUGAGUCAUGAAACAUAUCACCCUGACUGUGCAUUUCUCUUUGCUUGUUGCUCAAUAUUUUUACACUCACUGCUUGUAGCCGGUUUUAAACAGCAGGGGGCAACGUCAUGGCAACUGUGAGCCACAGGCCUCGCUCUGCUGCUCACUCAGUCUGCAUUUACUCCAUAACUAAGAGGAAAACCACUUUAAGUUUAGAUGCAUGACAGAAAGCGAGCAGUUUUCCUCUGAAUAUGAAACAGCAUUAAACUUUUAUGUUUCGUUUUAAGAGUUGAAGUACUACGAAUAGUCUCUCUGAUAUUCCUGUGGUUUGGCAGCGGGACACAAACACAGACAGAGGGAGAAUCUGAGGCCGGACCUGCGCUGCAUUUCAAGCGUUUUCUUCCCAGACAGGCCUGCCUUCGCUCCGCUGCUGCUGUAUAUCAGCGCCUGACAGGCCCGCGUCUCUCUUCCAGUCACAGCAUGAGCUCACCUGCACCAUAAUUUACUGAAAUCACUCCAGGUGUCAGCCUCUGUUCUUACGCUGCUGUAGCUCAGCGCUGUCACCACAUUACACAACAGAGCUCAAAGAGAAGCUUACUGGCGGGCUUUAAUACCCGAUACAUGUGUGUCCAACAGGGCUGUCUGCUGUAUUUGGAUACUUUACUGUGGCUUUCUCCAAGCCUGCAGGUGUCCAACUGGAAGACAACCUCCAGUCCUUGGCUGAGUUGGUGGGAUUCGUUUCAGAUUGUGUUGGUUAGCGCUCAGUGCUAGUCUGAGCUUGCUCACUGGAUCCAGACUCCCACAUAGAAAGGGCUUAUUACCCCUGAUCGCUUCCCCCCCUCCCUAUCCCAGCCUCCUUCAUUUCUCUCGCCCCUCUUUCUUUCUCUCUCUCUCUCAGCUUUGACAGGACCAGACAAGACGACUUGUAAGGUGUGGGUUUCUGUGGAAACGGGGCCCUCCCAGCCCAAACAGCUGGAGGCAGAUGGGAUAAUGUUCAGGGAGUCUCGGUUUGACAGAGAGUGAAAGGAUGAGAGGAAAGUUUCACUUUGAUUUUUGGGACCGUCGCUCUCGAUUAGUUUUUAAUAUGAAGUGAAACAGACUGAAACGAUUAGUGAGAGCUGCAAAAUCCAAAAUAAUCACACAUUUGGACAAAAAAAGAGUAAUAAGAAAAAAUAGAAUUAUUAACAUGAGGAUAUCGCUUAUAAUUUUACAGUCUCUUUCAGGCUGGGACACAUUGAAUCAGUACAAACUGAAUAGAAAUAAGGAUGUAAACUGGCUUGAAUGCAAAAUGAUACAUUUUAAUAUUUUAAUUCUGAUUCAAAAGAAAUAAAACAAACCAAAGUAGGGCUGGGCGAUAAACCAAAAAUUUACAGAUACCAAAAUUUACGACAAUAACCAACGUCAUUUUGCCCAUAUCGGUAAAUUUGGUGUCAAAAAAAAUAAAUAAAUAAAAGUUAGUUUUGGAUGUGUGUAGGUCGGCUAUGGUCUCAUGUCCCUUUUAAGACGCUGUCCUACAUCAGAGACGUGACUCCACCCCAUCCAGUCUGUAACAAAGAGGUAAAGACAGGUGAGGAGAUGGAGGACGGUUCAAAAGUUAAUGUGGGAGGGGGUGAGCAGCUUGUGGAGUAGUUAUCAUCUAUUUAUCAUUAUUAAGGUGAACUGAUCAAUAUAUCGUAAUGAUAAUUUGAGGUCAUAUCGCCCAGCCCUACAACAAAACAUUCAGCUGACUCUUUAAUGCAAACUGCAGAGUAGGAUAUGCAUCCUUACAACAUCAUUUACCUGAAUGUAAAGAUGGACGGCAUGUCUUCACCUCCUAUGACUCUACAAAAGUGAAUCCAAAGUACAUCUUUGGAGCCAGACUCCGUGCAGUAGGGUCUGUUCUGUUAGCACGAAUCACAAAAUCUGCUAAUUGUGGCAUUAAACCCCAAAUUCAAGUGUCUUGUUAGAGAUUUUUGUGGCGCGCUGGGCAAUUUUGGGGUUACCUUGUAUGGUGGAUAUGAGCUAAUUAUGAGAGUAUUUGUAAAGAUUGCUCAUCCAAAUAAGUAUAAGUGAAGCUGCAUACUUUUUGUUUUGUUUUAACAAUAUAAAUGAUAAUAAAAAGAUAACAGCUACAAUAUACCUUAUCUGAGGCGGCCCUGAACACAUCGUUCAAAGAUGGUGCAAGACUAUCAACGUAAAUACUAACUCUCACGUUUGUUUCUCUUUCAUUGGAGUGUUCAUUUUUGCUUGAAUAGAGAUUCCCAGGAGAGAAAUGACAAUACGGGAGAUAGGUGGGACAUAGGUCUGAAAUGUGGGAGAGUCCCAGGAAAAACGGGAGUGUUGGCGGGUAUGUCCAUGUCCCAUCUGUUUACAUGGAGGAGGCGGACACUACUGCCGGUCAGUAGGGCUUAUCUGCCAAUCUUUAUGGUUGCAUCCAGCUUAGAUUGUGGGUUUCCUGGAAUCUUUAAGUAGAUGUAAACAGCUGAUCUUACUCAUUUUUUUCUCUGUUUUCUGGAAAUCCUCUUCAGCUCGUCUUCCAUUUUCGAGUGAAAUGCGGCCUGUCAGCCUCGUGUCGUCACCCUCUCUCUGAUCCUCACCCACAUUGUGUUUUCCGUUUGGCUCCCAUUCUCUCUAUUCUUCUGCUCUUCCUCUCCUCUGUCCUCAUUCAGUCACACAUCGUGAGUAAUCCUUCGCUGCUGUUUUCGGGGAAGUAAUAUCAUGUUAGUCAGAGAGGCGCAGAUAAACCUCUACGAUACCUAAACGCGGGGUCACCUUAUUACCGCUGCUUGAAUCAUGCACUAUUUCUCUUAUUUUAGUCCAGGUCUUUGAUUCGAGACGGGGCCUGCUGCACUGAUUUAACCUCUCCUUCAGUUGGCUGAAAAUCUCACCUAACUGAGGCUGACAGAGAGCUGCUAAGUAAACACCCGGUUUGGGCUCGAUGCCCGCUUUCUUCAUGUGUGAACGGGGUUGAAGGGUGAAGGUAUUAGGUGCUAUUUUUUGCUAUUAGGUGCUGCUAGAGAUGGAUUAAGAUCUGGAUGUCAUGCAGCGACACUAACACCUUCCCAUCAGCCUGAUUAUAGUCCGUCUUUAGGUCUGCGGGGAUUCACUUCUCCCGCACUGAGGAAGCACUCAGCCACACAGUAUGUAUGGACUGUAGAUUGAUUUAAACCAGCUGUGUGUAUCCUCUUAGAUGACGUCCCUCCUCCUUUCCCUCCGUUUGCUUCGGUGCUUUUGAGGAAUAUUCUUUGAAUGUUUAAGAAAAUCUCCUGGCAGGGAUAAUAGCUGUGUGUGUUUUAUAGUAUACUUUAUGAUUUAUGUUCCUCUCUCCCCAUGUUUCCCUCUUUUUUUUUCCUCUCUCUCUCUCUCUCUCUUUGCUGAUCUUUCCAUAUGUAUUUCCUAACAGCCUGUUUUGUACUUAAGUGACUGCAGACUAUGGAGUCUGUAACUUGUGUUUCUGGGAAAAAAGAGAAAAAAAAAAGUAACAGGAUGUGAGCUCAGCUUUACUUUAAAGUUCCUUGGAAGUUGGAUUUAUGAAGUAAUGCAAGCCCGCAAAUGGAAACAGCGGUCUGCGUAAGGCUGAUGACUCUGGAGUCAUUUCGACAUAAGAGGAACUAGAGAAAAGUGAACCAAUCUUUGAUGGCUGUGAUAAAGCUGAUCAUGGAGAUACUGCUGAGAUUGAUCACUAAUCUGUACAUGCUUUAUUUUUUCACUUAUUGCCUCAUAUUUUACUCUUAAAGGCUGCUUUGUGGACAGAGUAGUGAUUCAUUCAUAUGAAGAUUAAGCCUAAAAAAAGAGAACAUUGAAGAUGACGCUCAAACUCGACUUCUGGGUGGUAAAAGUUGUUUAAAUUUGUGAGGAACUUUUGGUUUGUGCAAAUUUUAGUAGUAGUGAUUCAUUCAUAAGCAGAUUAAAUCUAAAAAAAGAAAAGAAACAUUGGAGAAGAUAAUCAAAGUUGUUUAAAGUUGUAAGAAACUUUUGGUUUGUGCUGAUUUUGGUGCCCCCAAUGGACAAAAAUCGACACUACAUCUAGUUCCUGAUGUAGAAUCUCAUCCUGCUUUUUUUAAGUUUUUUGGGGGCGAUUUUAGUCUUUAUUGACAGGACAGGCUGACAGAGAGAGGAGGGAGGACAUGCAGCACAUGGUCGGGGCCAGACUCGAACCUGCGGCCAUCUGCGCGCCCCCAUCCUGCUUUAAACCGUUAAAUAUUUGAGUCUGUCUGCGGUCUUCAAUGACUUUAAAGCUCCUGUAAGUAGUUUUUGGACAUGUAUGGAUUGGACUGAAAUUCAUAUUUAUGCCUUUCUAUGAUGCACUGAAGCAAACGACACCUUAAGAGAUAAAACUAAGAGAUUUUAUGCUCUAAUUAUUAAUGUCUGAAUCUGAUAGCUAGAUAAGAAAAGACAGUUUCAUCCACAGGGGGCGCUCAAAGAUGGAUAGAGACCUAAAGUUACCCACUGCAGCUUUAACAACAUGAUCAUUCCUCCCUUCUGUGGACUCAUCGUAGCUUCAUAAUCAGCUGAAAACUCCUCACAGGAGCUUUAAUUCUGGGGAAAGUCCAUGUGUCAGCGCCGCUGACUGUGAAAACUAUUCCUGUCUCUGCUGUUUGUAAUUAUAGUCAGACUGUUUAUAGUGAAAGUCAGUGUAAAUCAUCGUUAACGCUCCUUUAUUUGGAUCCGUGAAUAGUUGCAGUUUGUUUCCAACAUAUGAAGGAAUUAUUUCACUGAGGAGAUUAAACACACCUGUUAGCAUGAAUCUGAUUAACGUAAUUCUUAUAAUAAACAGUCAAAUAGUGAUAAUGUAAUCAGCCAAGUAUUACGUGUGAGAAUGAAAGAACUUUUCAGCACAUUUCUGUCAUUUAAACGGCUUUAAAAAGUUUGAUUUAAAAAUGUCACUUAAUGCUCACUGAAUAUACAAAAUAAGGACAGUUUUCAAGAAGUGUCUAGAUGAUUGGAUUGUUGAGAAACUGCACAUGAGAUAAGACCAGCCGGCUCUCUCUUGGAUUUGGUUUUGACGAUCCUGGCGUUGGUUAUAAUUUCUGAUUUCUGCUGUUGCUUUGCUUUGCACAGAUCUGAAGUACUUUUCCAUUCUGUGCCUCAGUGGUUUUUGUUUUUUGGAGAAAAGUGAGUCACCAAAACACCAGCUUUAACUCGGUGCUGGUUAUCAUUUUUUAUAAUUUACUCGUCUGUAUGAAGCAUCUGUGUUUAUCUGAGCGGAUUUAAUGGAACCUCCUCAUGGGACAGACUGAGCUGAUCAUCAGUCUCACUUUAGGAUAAGCUCGGUUUGUCACCUCGUCUAAUUGAUGACUGAUCCUUUGAUUAUUAGAGGAGGCAGAACAAUAGAUGACAUAAACCUCCUGAUUCGGAUCAUUUAUCACUAAUAUUCUCCUGUUUGUGUGGAGCGUCUUACCAGCGAAUUAAGACUGUUACAUGUGGAGCCAAGACACCUGAGCAGGCUGUAACAAGCUGGCAGCUCCUUCUUCCUCUACACACACACACACACACACACACAUAAUCAGCUGUGAACCAAUCACAGAGGAGCGUGUUGGAUCCAGCUGUACUUUUCCAGCCCUGUUGGAAGCUGAUGAGUCUGAGACAGUGACUCAUUUAACGUCACGGCGCAGACGCUCAAGAGAGGUGACUUUAUGAAUAAAAAAGAAACACAUGUAGACUCAGUCCUUUGUUUACUUAUUGGGAAGAAAAAAAGGCGUUGCAUCAUUUUUACUUGGAGUGUUCCAACCGCAGCUAAUGAUGAUGAUGAUGAUGAGGAGGAGGAGGAGGAGGAAGAUUCGACAAAAAUACUCAGGUGAAAAAGCUCACGUGAAAACCGUCACAGUUUCUGACAUAGAAAUCAGAAGUUUGACGGUUACAACAAAGUGAGUGAAAGCAAGUUAAAUAAUAAAUCAGGUGAAGAAAAAUCAUGUACUUUGGAUUUAGUUUGACCCUGAAUCAGCCGAAAAGUCUCAUGAUCCCUGUGUCACAUCCCGCAACACUUUAAUAUCUAAUGUGAAAUAUGUUUGCAAAGCAUGAAGUGACAUUAUCAUCUCCUAAACAUCGUAUUUUAUUAUCAUUUUAGGACCACUUAAGUUUGAAUCUGCCAUAUUGCAUUGUACAUAUUUGGCCUUUUAGCAAUAAAUUUGCAAAAACACAAAUAUUUACAUUCAGCAAACAUGUUUUAGCGUUUGAGGAAGAAUUAAGAGCCACCCUGAUACAUCCCCUCAUAGACUCGUUCCCUUUUUCUCAUAGAUGUCUCCUUGCCUCUUCCUGCCUAGUUUCUCCUAUAUUAGGGUAACCAUAUGUCCUCUUUUACCUGGACAUGUCCUCUUUUUUUGGUAAAAUAUGAUCCGCCUGAAACUCGUAGUGUCUUAUUUUAAAAAAAAGCCGGAUGUUUUAUUUUGUGUCUGUGUCCAACUUCCUUUUCAGCACGGGUUAAUCUGUGCUGAAUUUAUCCGGCAUGCUGCGAAAAAAAAUAGAACUCUUGCGAUCAGCUGUGGAGUCCGCCGAUCUGCAGCAAAACGGAGAGAAGCCGGUGGAAAUUGACACGUUAACUUGAACGGAAACAAUCAGCUGUGAUCGCGGAUAUGGCCUUUUUGCAGCCAUUGGGAUUAGAGCCCCCUGCCUUUCCUCAUGUGUGCGUAAAAUACCAAAACCUGAGGUAAAGUGAGGACACCCUUCUACCUUUUAUACACAAACAUGAAAAGCAACGGCAGGGAGAGCAGCAGCAAAGAAAAUCAGACUUAUAAAAAGAACGAGCUGUGUUCAGAGGAAGCAGGAAGGAUGAAGUGGUUUAAACCAAACACUUAUGGCGCCAACUGGGUGGUAAGAAGGUCAUCAGCUGAGCGGUCUGGCACCUAGAUCAGGUGAUGCACCGUAGGCGGAGCUACACUCAGGUUUUAGGAUAGGAGAGUGUUACAUACUCAGUCCAUUCAUCGUUUCUGUAUGUGCAGCCAACUUCUCUUACUGAGCUGUAAGACUCCCCGCUGAGUCCAGGAUCAAAAACCGACCCUGAAUUAUGAUGUAACUCCGCUGAAAUGUGGAAAAAGAGGACGUCUGUUCCUGCGGGUUCGUGGAAAGAAACUCUGCCAUAACAUAUAACAGAGGCACUCAGCCAUAAUAAACAAACUGGACACUGACAUAUGCGCGUCCAUCUAUACAUCUAUACAUCUAUACAAUGUCCUGUCGGGGAGGUUGGAGCGCGUCGCAUUUAUGACGCCAGUUCAGCCCCCCAGGAGCAUCCUCGUCAGGAAGCAGCAUCGCCUCAGAGAUGGGAAUAACAGGAAGAGGGUACCUGACCGACGCUCCUAUGGAAACGGCCUUGUACGGGCCGACCAAUAUAGCCGGGGUUCAAAGACUUAUGGAAGGCCCCCAGCGAGGAGACGGAUUGAGAAAACAACCCCCCGCCACCAGCGCCGUCCAAAUCCCCUCGCAUGCGAAGACUCCCCCUCACGGCGGACCCCUCUAAUUGUUGGUUUGAGCGUUUGGAGAGCGUAAACAACCGCUGCUUAAUGAAACGCUGUGAGAAUAGAACAGCUUAGUUAGAGAGGCGAUAAUAAGGUUUUGAGAAAUCUCCCAUCCGGAGUCUGUUAUUACUGCACUUGCUCUCUAAAUCACCCCGAACCGAAGCCACCAAACCCAGGAACUUCCAGCUGCAGCGUCACGGGUGAAAAACUCCUCUUUAAUCCCCCCUCUCUCUCUCUAUCUCUCUCUCUUCUUCCUCUUUUCUUUUUUUCCCACACCAGCUUGCUCAUCCUUGUCAUCUUCAGGCUCAUAUCACCCCGUUUUUCUCCCCCCUUUAGAACUUGAAAGAAUCCAAAGCUUAAAGAUAUUGAGAGGUUAAUGCCAAGGUCAGGCUUCAAGGGAGGGUCACUCAUGUUCAAGCCCCCCCAUCUCCCCUCCAACAAUGGCACUGCCAAUGGGGGCUAAUCCUGCAGGAUAAUUGCAUUUCUGCUGUCCAGUCUUUUAAAUACAGCCCCCCCCCGGACUAAGACCAACAGUGGGGGGCGGCGGGGAAGACCCGAAUUCAACAGGUCGCCUUGUUUUGAAGACACGGGACAAGAAGAGGAGGGGUUUUUGACAUUAAAAUCACAUGUACCCCUCCCGGUCCGUCCCGGUCCGGCCUGGGGGGGUUUGAAUUGUUUUUGCGAGCCGGCUAAUUGUGGGGGGGGUUUAAACACGGUUCAUCUUGGAUUAACCCGAAUGACAAAAGAGCAGAGAGGAGUGGGCCGAGUGUUAGUGGUCAGAGAAACAGACUGUAACAGGACAUUACGCCAUAAAUCAUACUUAGCUAUUACACCACACACACACACACACACACACACACACACACACAACUCUGUUUCCUCCCACACACACGCUGCACAACUCUGUAUCAAUUCAUGACUCACACAUAUUUCGGAUUCAUCAAGAUUUUGUACUCAGAGGUCAGUUCGUUUCUAUUUUUGGUCCAACUGAAAUUCCCAAACUAGUAAAUAUCAACUUUAAAUGAGUAAGAGGAGGGUCAUCUGGAGGUCGAGUUUAGUUUCCAAGAUGAACAGAGUCAUAGUUUUAUUGUCCCAAGUCGAACAACAACCAACUCCACACAUGCGUUUCACAAGACAGGUGUUUAAAACCUACACGGCAUCCAACCUGCGAGUUAGUACAAUGCGCACAGAUCUCUAAAUAAACUCGAUUCAGCUGAAAAGGUUGUAUUUUUACACCCUGUCAGCUAAUCGUUUAACACCCGUCAGACGCCGCAGCUUCGACGAGCUCUUACACGCUGUAGCAAAAUAGUGUGGCGAAGUACUUAGGCACGCCCACUUUCACUUAAAUGCACCAAAACAAUCAACGAAACGCUUUAGCAUCACUUUUACAAAAUAACUGUUUUAUCUUUUUGUAAACGUCCUUUCUUCAUCAGUCGAGGUUUUGUUUACCAUCCGGCUUCCCAGCAACGUAUUAAUGUCAACCAACUUCCUGAGCAUGUGCAGAAAAUCCAACAGAUGAGUAAACAUGUCAGAGAAAAUCAGAGUCAGACCAUAGACUGUAUAUAGAAUCGACGCCAUCUGCUUCCUCGCUGGGUGAAGCCACCGUGAGAACAGCACCCUCUGGUGACGGGCUGCAGUAUAGGUCAUAAAUCCCGCCUCCUCCAGUAAUCCCUACGGAGCUGAGGACAAACUUUAGAAAUGAAUUACAUGGAAUAGGAAUUUUUCUCUCUCCUGUUUGCGAUGUUGACAUGUAGUUAUUUUACGCCCACCAAACAUCGGACAUCGAAGAGACGUGCAGAUCAAGUCAGUAUUGGGUCGGUCGGUCAAAGACAACAUCUAGAUGUCAGUGCGACGUCAUCUGAAGACCAAAUCUAGACGUUCGCACAACGUGCAAUAUGGAUCCAAGAUUUAGACGUCACUAUUGGACCUCUUUUAGACGUUGAAAUGACGUCCACAUUUGUGUCGUCGAAAAAAUAUGUUAAAUAGAUGUCAUCUUGACGUCUCAUGGCGCAUUGGGAGACUGGUUUGUGCUCAAGUCCUCUUUUUUUUGUGCAGCUUCAUUUAUGCAGUUUGAGCCGAGUGCCAUCACAGCAACUCUCCCGCCGAAUGUACACAACGUUUCUGCGCAAGUGGUGGUUCCAGGAAGUGGGGAAAAUCCCUGAAAUACUGAGAACAAUCUGGCUUUAAAUUUAUAUAAUGAAGGAAGGCAGAGCCAAGUUCUCCAUAUUAUAUACAGUCUAUGACUCUAACUGAGCAGCAUGUAAAUAGACUGAAUGUCUUGCUAGCUAACGUUGCGCUUUGAGUUUGUUAUGCCAAUAUGUGGAAGUGUAAGAGAGACGGCUGCAACCAUCAAGUGUUUCUUUUUUUCAAUCUAAAAAUUUCUAAACCAUGAAGCUCAACAACGUCCUUCAACCAGCAUUUAAGAACAAAACAACUUAAAAAGAAACCCUUUCACAUCCUGAUAAAACCAGAGGAAAAACUCUCAUUUUAGAGAGUUAUUAAAAUCAGUCGUCUUUAGCGGAUUAACCCUUUAAUGAAUACAGCGCUUCAUGGUCAGACUUUCGGUUUAAAAAUGGGAAUCCCCCAGAUACAAAGAGUUAUCUCUACGUGAGGUAGACCUGAUGAUGGCGUGAUAACAUCACCGUCACGCCGCCUCAUCCGCAGAAGAGUCACCCUUACUGUGAAGUGAUUCAUAUUCAUAUUUCUAUUAUCCUCACACGAACGUUUUGAUCUCUAUCUCAAAUCCACAACAAAUACAGACUUUAAAGACUUUCCCUCCUUGUCAGCACUUUAAAGAAACCUUACCGCCCCCUCCUUUUUUAACCUCUGUUCACCUCAGGGUCAAAGUUCAAAUGAAGCUCUAAAUCCUGCCUGAAAGUUUAGCACAGAAACAAAAAAAGGGGGAAAAUACAAAAAGUGACAUUUGGAGUAAAUCAGGAUCAGCUGAACCGGCGCUCGAACCUUCGUCACACGGAAAACUUCUCUUCUCAGGAGAGCAGGGCUCAGUUUCAGUGGGAGUUUACAUGAGUCAGCCGGGAUGUGUGCGAGCAUGCGGGGGUGUGAUUGAGAGGAUGGGCGGGGUUGAUGAUGUGUGUGUGUGUGUGUGUUUGUAUGGGUCUGUGUGAUCCCAGCAGACUGCUGUAGUAAACAGAGUCAGACGCUCAGCUCUGUCACGUUGUUUCGACCCUCGCCGUCUGUCAGAUUAAAUCCGUGCGCCGGUUUUUCACCCUGAGGAUUCAGAUUAUUUCAGGAGCUGGAAACGCACAGACACACACACGAAAAUUCAUCUGAAGGACUCCAGAGCAAGUUCAUUCAAGUCGGGACUUAAACUUUCACCACCUGCUGUAGAUCAGACCUUGGAGAUAUUGAUUUGUACGUUCACUGAUGCUCAAAGAGGCUGCGCUUACCGGGGAGGGGAGUUCUUCUUCUGUGGUAAAUAUAUGAAAACACGACUAGUUCUGUGGUUUCUCUUUACACCCUGUGCAGAAAUAAGUCUGUCACUUCAUUACAAUUGACUUUUAAUGUUUGGACCUAAAUCGUCAUUUUUGGGGGGACUUUUAUAAGUGGAAAUACAAAUGUAGAGCUGUUGGUGAAGACUAAAUAAGAUGUUUUAAGACCUCUUUUUCUGCUCUGGGAAACUAUGAGGUGUUCAAGCAAAAUAAUGGGGAACUGCUGCCAGAGCGUGAUGUAAAAUAAUGACUUAAUUAUGACCAAUGUCAACAUCAAGAGGGAUAUUUUUCUAGUGUGUCAGCUGAGGUUUUUCAUUUUUGGGCCAAAUCAAAGUUUAGCUUUUUAACAUGGACUGUGCACAGAUUUUUGCACCAAUAUGAUCGUCCAAAUGUUCCCAGAAAGCUGCUUUCUCAAUCAUAUAUCUUCAUUUAUAAAUAUGAAGCAAGGGCUGUUAUGUAAACAGUGAAAAGAACCUUAUGAUAACGGUAUUAUUAUAUUAUAUUAUAUAUCGUUGGAUCAGUAGAGAGGAGGAAAUCUUUGCCGAUGAGCUCAACUCACCGUCUUACUUCUCCAUACUUUUCUAAUAAUGAGCAGCAGCUUUGGCUCUGUUGGUCAUGUUGGUCGUCACCCAGUCAGAAGGUCGGGAGUUCAUUCCCGGGUUCCGCCGUCAACAUGCCGAAGUGUCCUUGGGCAAAACUUAACCCCAAGCCUGCCCCCGAUGGCUGCGCUUGGAGGUGUGUGAACGGGAUUAGUUAAAACCAACAGCCUCUGCUGUCAGAGUGUGAAUGCGCCACAAGUCCUGAGUCAGGAACUUCAGAUUUAACGAAAACUGAAUGUUGUUUUUUUUGUUUGUUUUUGUUUCGUUUUUUUAAGAAAUCUCCAAAUCUUCAAAAGUACAAAGUAAGCUUUUUUAGGAUCUGAGGUAGCAUAUGUUGUGGCAAUAGUAGCAGUUAGUGGUGAACUGUUUAUAGUUUUCAUCAGUUGAUGUUGACACUGAUAAUAAGAGCGCAGGCCUACCGUUGUCCGAUAUAUAAAGCCGAUAUAUAAUCCCGAUAUUACACUUUAAAAAAAAAAGGUUUUAAUUAUAGACAAAAAUACUAUUUUGCUCAGUGAAUAUGGCACAAAUUAGUUUUAAAUGUCUGUUCAGCCGUUUUAAACUGUUUGAAACAAAAUAAUUAUAACCUUAGGUAAAUCUUCAAAAACAUUUUGUGUAUAAAUCUGUGAUUUUAUGCACAUUAAAAUGUAAUAUUCAGGAUUAUUUUAGCCAGAAACAUGUUUAAGAUUAUUUUUUAAUAAAUUGCUGAAAAAGACAGAUACAUACUCUAUCGUACUUUCAAUUUUUAGAGCAUUAUUGAUUUUUCUCUCAGAAGCUGCACAUUAUAACUGAAUUUAUUUUAAACACCAGCCUGUUAUUACUGCUGAUUUAAUCUUUUAUCAUCAAAAAAUAGGGAAAAAUGUGUUUUUUCAUGUAAAGAAGAUCAUGUUGAUAUCGACCUUGUGACUGAUCGGACUGAUGCCGAUUUCUUCAUUCCUCUUAUUGUAAAUGUUGAUAUUUUACAGCAGCUGAAAUUCAAAUCAACCCCAGAAUACAGAUCAGUGUUUGCAUAAGCUUAUUUUAUAAAAAAAAAAACAUAUUGAUCGAUAGCGGGGCUGUAUCGGCUGAUAUCAGUCGACUUAUCUGUCAAGUCUAAGCGGCGGCCCUACUAACUGUUAGCGCGUAUAUAAACACUCUACAUCAGGAUGAAGAGCUGAGUUAAAGUCGAUUCAGACGAGUGAUUGUUUAAUUUACAUCAGUCUGAAUUUUAUGGUUUAUAGAAUGAAUGUUUUGUUCAGUUCUGUGGUUAAAAAUUAAUGUUUAAGUUUGAACAUUUUUUCGCUGAAUACCUGUAAAGGCCUCUGACAUCCCCGUCUGCUCAGACCUGCACAUUCAGCCUCUUUUUCCUCGUAUGUCUGCAUAUUUCACAUCUGCUUCUUAUAUCAUCUGACCGGUGUACCCUCUGGCACCCGGCGGCGCUCGCUCUCUCUCUCUCUCUCUUUUCCAUAUUCUUUAGCAAUUAGAAGUGGUUUCCAAAUAAUCAACUUCCAUGUCGUAUUCAGAGCGUUCGGUUCCAGUUUCACUCGGAGUACCCAGCUCCUCUCUCUCUUUCUCUCUCUCUCUUUUUUUUCCUCUCACUUCCUCCUUUUUUGGUCUUGUGUUCACCGCCCUCCUGUCUAUCUCUCCCUCUCUUCCCCUGCCCUGGAGCUAUGGAUAGAGAGGCUGGUUGCGUCACAGUCCAGCCAACAUUGCCUGAGACAGCAGUCAGUACACUUGACUUUGUUAGAGCAGAGCGAGCCCAGCUGCCGGUGAGUGGUGCUUUCUUUUAUUCUGUGCUGGUAUUGAUCAUCUUCGGGUCGGGCUGUGUUUAGUUCUAAGAGGAUUUGGCGGCGUUUCUGUCCUCAAGAGUCCUCCUUAGUGUUGUUUUUCUCUGCAGUGACGACACUGUGACAGUGGCAUGUGUCAUUUAAGUGUCAUGUAAACAUUUGUGCUGCAGGGGCCGGGGUCAGUUUGACUAAAGCUCCUCUCAAAACAAAUAAAGAAAAUUGAGAUCUGCUUUGUUUUGCUGGAAAAUUCCUCCAGAUUCAGUUUAUAAAGAAAUUAAGGAAGUAUUUCCUUCUGCUGGUGAGUUGUUUCAGCUUUAAUCUGAGUUUGGAUCCUGCAGAGGAAAGCAGGAAAGCUGUUUGCAUUUGUCUGAAAGGACUUUUGAGAAGAUGAGGAGGUAGAAGUUUUGCUGCAUGUUGAAACAUACCUUUGACUGGAAUGCAGAGUUUACCGCACUUAAAUGAGCUACAGUAUUUCCUGUGAGCGUGUUUGUUACAGUCUGUGUGUUGUGUCAGACGGACCUUUGGACGGUAUCUGAUUCUACCUUUUGAUUAUUUGCAAAGCACCAUGCUGCAUGAGGUUAAAUAGCAAAAUAGAAGCUGUUAAAUGUGGUUGUAAAAGCUGAUUAAGACAACAUGCUGUCUGUAGAGUUUGAGUAAAGAUAUGAAGUAGAUGUCACAGAAAUGCUCCAGUUCUUCUAAACGCUGAAGUGUGUAAUCCUGGAAAAUCCUCUCCUCUUUCUUCAUGUGUCACCACACAGAGAGGAGGGCGACAUGUUGAAAUGCUGCAUUCAGGAACAACAAGCAAAUGAGUCAGACGAACUGAUCUGAAGUCUGAUUAACGUGAAAUGAUACAGAGUCGCUUCCUGGUUCUGAAUUGGGACGCCUCCCUUGCUCACCCCUCCUGUCAGUGGAGAGAUGGACAAGAAGAUCCUGCGAUGCAUUAUUUCAUUGUUAUUUUUCAUUAUUUCAUGUUCCUUGUUUGUCCAUGAAGGGCUGCCGUACUUGCCUUCAGAUUCUAGACUGAGGUGCUCCCUUGCUCACCCUUUCUGAUAUCAAGGUGAUGGUGACCUUUGAGGAGCUCCCUUAAUUCAUGACAAGUAUCAAUCAUCAAGUGUUUAAGUUUGUGUUCUAGGGCUGGGCGAUAUGGCCUCAAAUCAAUAUCACAAUAUAUUGAUCAGUUCACCUCUAUAACCAUAAAUGGACGAUAACUACUCCACCAGCUGCUCACCUCCUCCCACAUCAACUUUGUCUACUUCAGCCGCUCCAACUUUUGAACCGUCCUCCAUCUCCUCACCUGUCUUUCCCUCUUUGUUACAGACUGGAUGGGGUGGAGUCACAUCUCUGAUGUAGGACAGCGUCUUAAAGGAACAUGAGAGCAUAGCCUACCUACACACAUCCAAAACCAACUUUGAUUUAUUUAUUUUUAAACUGAAUAUAUUGACAUGGGCAAAACGACAUUGGUUAUUGCCGUAAAUUUUGGUAUCGGUAAAUUUUCGGUUUAUCGCCCAGCCCUAAGGUGGACCCUCCUCUCUUUGAGGCGAAGAGACGAGCAUCUGUGAUCUCCUAGAAGAAAGUCAAUUCUGAUUGUUAGGGGACAGUUUUCUAUUGAAUUAUUCUGCGUUUGUGGAUGCAUCUACGACUUGUAUUCAGAGGUAGUUGUUUUUUUAAAGAGGAUUUUGAGCCCAUGCGGUGAUCAGUUAUUGUCGUAAAUUUCAGUUUCUGUAAAUUUUCGGUUUAUCGCCCAGCCCUAUUGUGUACAAUAACUGUAGCCCCGCCCCCUUUCUGACAGCAGUCAUAUUUUUUGACCGACUGUUGUCACGGCGCGACGAAGCAGCUGGAGUUGUAAAUGAAGUCGUAAUGAGCAGAAAUAAUCCUGUGGCGUUGUACAUGGUGAAAUGUCAAGUAUCCCUUACGGGGAUCAUUAUGUACACCUGCUGUCAUUGUUUUACAUCCACUAUCACUUAAUGGCCGUGGUGACAUCACCCCUCUGUUAAACGGCCCUCUCGUGUCCCACAUUUGAAGUUUAUUAGGGGAUGACUUUAGCACCGACGCUCCUUUGAUGAAAGCACUUUACACACACACACACACAAACACACAUGCACACACAGACACACACAGUCCUGUGAGGGUGAAGCACAACAAGUGCCUCUGUUUGAGUGAGUCCAUAUGUGUGUUGGGGCUUCAGGUCUGAACCAGAAUGAAGUCGAGUCGGUUAAUAGGGAACAGGCAGGCAGUCUUGUUGCAUAAGGUUUGCAGUAAAAAACAAGAAUCUGGCUUUCCUCCGCCUCCCAGAGGACAGAUGGCAGCAGAAAAAAGUCAGUCAACAGCAGCAGCCUUUCUCCCGUGCCACUCCUCAACAGAUGCAUCUUGUAUUUAUUGAAAAAUAAAUCAGACUGGGACGAGGCCAGCCCCGGCUCUCCUCUUUGAUCUGCUGCAGACUCUUCCAGUCCCACACACUGGACCCGGCUAAUGGACACUCUGGGUAAUGUUUAGGAAAGUCGGCCCUGUGCAGAGUACAGGGGGGGCCCUACAGGGUCGUGUGCUGUGCUCCCGAGAGGGCAAUGAACAUUAGCUCUUUAAAAAAAGUGGCGAAAAAAAAAAAGGAGGAUGGCGUAGAGUUUGACCUGCUUCAGUCUGUGUCAGAGCAGCUUGAUGUACUGCAUACUAGAUUUCAACUCAAUCAUAAUUAAGUUUAGUUAAAAGUUAAAGUUUCUGUCAGUGUUUGUUUGCGUUUGUUCAGAAAAGGAACAAAAAUAAUGAUCAUGAGAAUCAGAAAUAUUUUAGAGUUAAAUUACAUUUAAUCUUUUAUCAAAUCGGCUACUCAACAGAAAAUAUUUGUCAAUAAACUAGAUUAAAGCUGUGUGAAGUAAUUAAUCAUACGAAAAACUAAUAAUUGGAAUUUACAACUAAAAGGCUGUUGAAGGACUUAAGUUAGUAAAAGUAGUGUAUCAUACAAUCUGGUACACAAUACAGUACAGUACAGGGUUUCUGCUGGGUCUUAAGAAGUCUUAAAACGUCUAAAAUCCAAUUAUUUGAAUUUAAGGCCUUAAAUUCUCUGAAGUUUAGUUUAAAAUGUUCCGAUUUCCCUUCAUGUCUUUUGUACUUUUUUGCCAGUAUUGAUGUGAAGUGGAUCUUAAAUUGUAUUUAUUAUGGUCUUAAAAAAGUCUUUUGACAUAUGUUACGUUAGGUUACAUUAGGGUUUGUACGAUACAACGCGAUACGUUAAUUUAUGUCAGGUUACGUUAAGUUUUCUUAGGUUAUGUUAAGUUAUGUUAAGUUACACUAAACUAUGUUAGGUUAUUUUAAGUUUUGUUAUUUUAUGUUAGGGUUUAUACGAUACAACACGUUACAUUAAGUUAUUUUAGGUUAUGCUAGGUUGUUUUAAGUUAUUUAAGGUUACAUUAGGGUUCGUACGAUACAACGCGAUACGUUAAUUUAUGUCAGGUUACGUUAAGUUUUCUCAGGUUAUGUUAAGUUACAUUAAACUAUGUUAGGUUAUUUUAAGUUCUGUUUUAUUAUGUUAGGGUUUAUACGAUACAACACGUUACGUUAAGUUAUGUCAGGUUACGUUAAGUUAUGUUAGGUUAUGUUGUUAGGUAAUGUCCAGGUCUGUACGAUACAACAUGUUACGUUAAGUUAUUUUAGGUUAUUUUAAGUUUUGUUAGGUAAUGUUCGGGUUUGUACGAUACAACACAUUACGUUAAGUUAUUUUAGGUAACGUUAGGGUUCGGUACGAUACGACAUGUUAUGUUAAGUUAUGACAUGUUAUGUUGAGUCAUGGUAGGUUAUGUUCGGUUACACCACAUUAGUUUAGGGAUCCAGUACGGUAAGACUCGAUAUGAUACAGUGUUUAACGUUAUGGUACGUUACCUUCAGAUCAGGUACGGUAAGAUACGACAUGUUAUGUUAUGUUACGUUGGGGUUCAGUAUGUGACAUAACGACAUGAUAUAAAAAAACAGAGAAUAAUUCCCCCACUCCAGCCUCUGAGUUUGGUUCUUUAUUAUUUUAUCUCUCCUUUGUGACAGAAAUCAAAGACCUUUUUAUUGUAAACUAAACAUGGUGAUCAAUAAUGCUUUCUUGAGCUUCUGAUCAACUUACUUUUUGACGUUUCUCUGAUCACAAACUUGUCAGCAUAUCCUGAAAUAAUCUACAGACUUUGGUUCUGUCGCUGCUCUUGUGGUUUUACCAGGAAAAAAACCAAGCAUGGAAAUAUUUGCCUUUAUUUGCAUAAAACAUGGAGAGGAUCGGCUGUGUUUAUGCAGGCCGGGCGCUCUCUGUCCUGCACAGUUUUCAUGCGUGCACAGGGGGCAAAGGUCAAGUGUAUUUGGCUGUAAAAUGAGACGGUGUUUGUGUGCCUUUCAUUUGUAGACUAUGAAGCAGCGAUGAUGAGUCCCGCUGUCUGACUUUUAGGUAAUCUUUGAUUAGUUUGAUGCUGCAGACUGAGUGAGUUACUCUGACCAAGUCUGUCUGACUGACUUCACAGCAGACAGACUAUUUGAACAAGACCGUGCAUGACUCCGCUGCUGCCUCGUCUGCUGCUAACCCAUCAUUAGCAUGAAGGUGUGUUUUUUAGGAAGCACUUGUGGAUUUUCCUCCUUUUCUGCAUGAUUUUUGCGUCUAAAAAAGCUUCUGAUGGAAUAAACCGGGCGUCAGUUUGGAUCUGAAACUCCCGUUAGUCGCCUCCUGCUUCUCCUUGUGACGGAUGAGGAGCGACGUGAAUGCUAACUUAACUCAGUGCAAGAGGAGACUGUUGCCAAAUGAUGACUUUCAUGUCACAACAGGAUCCUUUCUGUGGGAGUGGAGUGAUGGUUAGUGUUGCAGUCGGCCUGAGAAUGAAACACAGGGUAGCUAGAUGUCAGCCGCAGUCUCAACACAGACUGGAGCGCAGCGAGCUCUUUUCUCUUUAGACAAAAGUUUGGCUCCGACAAUCGGGUUCGAGCCGCAUGUAACCAAACAGCAUUCUCCAUUGUUUCCCGUGCGAGGCAUUAGUUGUUCUUUGUGUUGAUUCAGGUUGGCUUUGAUUCAUGUUUUCUAUAGUUUUGUGUGUUUGUGAUGAACAAUAACAGGGAGUUGCGUUUGCUCUGUGGGUGUGGGCACCAUGGUAACAAACAGCUGUGUGUGUUUGUGUGUGAGAGGGCAGCACAUGUGUGGGAACUCCAGUUUUCACAAUAUGUCAAUAAAAGGUUCGAGUUUUCAUUUCUCUGCUGCUCAGUUUUGUUGCAGAUUAACCCUUUAUUUCCCAACACACUCAUACGUUUAGGUGACGGUUACAUAUUCACACAUUUUUUCUCUCUUAGUGUUUUUCUUUCCAUGUCAUCUACAUAGAUUUCAGACAGGGCAGACAAAAACAAAUAGAAAGACCUUGAACAAUCGCAUGUAAGAGAGGAAAAAAGAAACUCGAUUCAGCGUCUGUGUAAAACUCCAAAAGAUCAUUUGGAAAAACUUCCAAACAAGUAUGAAUCUUACUUUUGGGAGCUUUAGUGGAGAAAGGGCAGAGAGGGGCAGAAAAACACGGCUCUGUAAAACCGGUGACCCGGACUGAACUGUGUGUUUUUGUAGUUCAGCGAAACAAACAGAGUCGUGCAGCUUCCCUACGGAAAUGAUCUGUCUCUCUGCGUCACAUCAGCAUCAGGCGAAUCUUAAUAAAUGAAUAUUUAAGCAUAUGGAGGCAAGAGUUUUGUAUGGAGUCCUCCAGGAGCUGAGGACAGUCAGUGAGAUUCAGCUCACUGUAGAUUUUGAUGGUAUCCAAAUCAAAGACACGAAGGUAUGAGCAUGAUAUGAAAAAGGCAAAAUAAGGAUUCACCUCUCCGUGAGAGACUGUGUGAGCAAAUAGUUCGACAUUUUCAUCAGGGGUGGGAAUCACUAGUGGACCCACGAUACAAUUUUAUUGCGAUUUUUCAUAACAGUAAGUAUUACGAUACAAUAUAUCGCGAAUUAUAUAAUUUUUUUCAACUGUUUAGCUCAUUUAGCAUUUGUCUUUCCUUUAUGUUUGUCUUAUUUAUGCUUUAUUUUAUUUCCAUAAAGCACAUCUUGCAAACCUUAUUUAUAUAUAUUUGUUGGACAAACUUUCUCCUGCUCUAUAAUGUCUCCUCUGCCGACCUCUCUGGACAAAUAGUAGAUUUUAUUUUUCCAUUAUCAAAGAUUUGACUUCAGUUAGUUUGAAAAAUUGAUUCUUAGUAAUUGAGAUGAUACGAUAUAUCACCAGACAAAAUAUCGUGAUACUAUGCUGUAAAGAUUUUUUCUCCCGCUCUUAAUUUUCGUUACAAAAAACUCAGAGAAACUGGAGAAACUUCCAUGUUAAAGCAGUACGGUAGAAAAGCAACUCUCAAAGGAUGUGACCCUCAGACAUCACUGCUUUAAAAACAGACAUGACUCUGUAGUGGAGAUCACUACAUGAGCUCAAAAUCCCCUUUGGAAACUACUACCUUUGAAUACAAGUCAUAGAUGCAUCCACAAACACAGCAUGAUUCAAUAGAAAACUGUCCUGUGGUUUAACAAUCAGAAUUGACUUUCUUCUUGGAGAUCACAGAUGCACCUUAGGGCUGGGCGAUAAAUCGAAAAUUUACAGAUACAAAAAUUUAGGAUGAUAACUGACGUCAUUUUGCUCAUAUCGGUAUAUUCUAUGACAAAAGAAUAACUAAUCAAAGUUGGUUUUGGAUGUGUGUAGGUAGGCUAUGGUCUCAUGUCCCUUUAAGACGCUGUCCUACGUCAGAGACGUGACUCCACCCCAUCCAGUCUGUAACAAAGAGUGAAAGACAGGUGAGGAGGUGGAGGACGGUUCAAAAGUUGUAGCGGCUGAAGUAGACAAAGUUAAUAUGGGAGGGGGUGAGCAGUUUGUGGAGGUCAAUAUAUUGUGAUAUUGAUUUGAGGCCAUACCGCCCAGCCCUAGUCCCCUUGGUUUGUUGUAAAAAGCCAGAAACCCUCAUUGCCUAAGGAUCCAUAAGUGCUCGUUCCAUGGUUAGCCUACACAUCUGGGAAGGAACCUUGAAUGCUCCACAGGUUCGGAUAUUUGCUGCUUUAUUCCUACAAAUUACAACAGUAUGACUCCUUAGUAGAAGAGUCCAGGUGCCAAACUGGCCCACCUGACAAACAGACCCAUGAAAACUCCAACAAAAGAGAGUCUGAACUUUUGAACAGAUCGGAUCCUCUACGGGACAAACCUGAUCUCCUCAGUUCCCAAACGUGAUCACAGAUCUGUUAAAGACGAUUCACUUGUUUGUUCCUCUUCCACCUUACAGCUCACAUAAACUCUCCUCUCCUCUCCUGACCUGAUGCAAACACACUUCCAUGCACACUCGGUGAUGCACGCUUGUUGCAUAAGUACUAGGUGUGCUCUGGCAGGACAUGCUGUAACCCGGGGGAGGACUGAGGGAGGGGGUAAUAAACAGACAGAAAGGUCGGUGCCAGAAGAGUUUUUUUGCUUUUUCCAAACCAUGAAUGUUAUCAGUAUCUUCUCGUCGGAGCAAAGAUCAUCACUGAGGGGAUUGUCUCUCUGCUCUUUAUGAUGGAUGGGUCCUUGUAUCACAUAAAGUCAGAUCUGUAAUCUGGGAUUUUGAAUUUAUCGUCAGCUUUUCCCUCAGUGCGUCAUAUAAUUCCCUAUACCGACAAAGACUGAUUACCCACCAAUUUUCCAGGCUGCAAGGAUGUGGCAACCCGUCGAAACUGAUUUAAAACUGUCCUCGGGAGCCAGGAUUGUGAUGGUGGUGAGGACACUUCUGCCAAACUCGACUGCGAGCCCGUUACUGCGAAGCCACAAGCUCUCUCCUUAAUUAUAAAUCAUGUUGAAGACAUCGGACUCUAACGUCAUUAUGAGCGCUCCGAGCUUUAAUGUCUUUAGCAUCAGCCGUGCUCUGCAAAGCCGUCUGUUAGAACCAAAGAAGAUCAAGCUCUUAACUUGUGUCGGUGGGGCCCGCAGGAAGUGUCGCAAAGUGUGUUUGUUGGAGCGUCUUCGCGUGUAGCGUGCCAGUGUUUGGAGGAUUAGGCGUUAAGGUAAUAAUCCUGAUUCACCUCAGAAGACUCCAGUCAUCUCCUUCCAAACAAGACCGGCUUUAUUACAGCUGUGAGACGCGGGCGACUGCUCAUCGAUGACACAGCGGGCAUGCCCGUGUUCGCAUGUGAGCGUAGGAGUGUUGGCGUGAUCGCAGGAAGUGUGGAAACAAGGGUGCAUAAGCAGGUGCCACGUGGCGAUGGGGACGAGGGCCGCCGUUGGUGUUUGCAGGAGUGUGUUCUCAGCUGUCAGGGAGGCUGUGUGUGUGUGUGUGUCACUCAUGCUAUACCCCCCAAACCUCCUCACUAAUCCGGGCAGAUCUGAGAGCAGGCAUGCGGAGGGGGAACACACGCGACACACGCUCACAUGACACAUGUUGUCUUGCACACAUUCAUGCGCUCAGAGAGUCAGAGAGGCACGCACGGCCUCCUGUCAGCUGUCCUCCUCUGUAUUGUGUUGAGAAAACCGAUCCAGAUCGAGGAUAAACCCGGUCAGGUCAUCCUUUUAUCCGAGUAUCAAUCAUCCCCUCAUUGAUAGGAAUGUUGAGCAUUGCAAAAAUCCCUGUUGCACAGAUCCCGGGCUUAAACCGGUUCUUCUCGCUGUAUUUCUCCAGGUAUUUGUCAAGAAUGUAAGAUUAAAAGCUUUCAUCGAAUUUUCCUUUUGAUGCUUUUUACCCCGUCUUCUCUUUUAUCCCAUGGUGCGCCCGUUUGUCUUGGCUAAAGCAUCAGAUAUUUUUACUUUUAGCAGGAAUGUGAUGUGAUGUGAGCACCCCACCUUAUCUGAGCUAUUGUCUAAAUAUGGCAUCUGGUUUUUCCUGGGUUUCUCUGACCGCGCCGUCUGUCUGCACACCUCCUGGAGAACAUAGCACCUCUGUGCGAGGAGACAUUUGACUUGGCACCAAGAUUUCUGUGACCUGUUUGCUUCUGCAGAGAGACCGUCAGUCUGUGAAGUGUGGUCGUCAAACUCUUCUCCUACGUCACUGAUGGUUGAGAAAUAACUGAGAUUCAUGGUUUUCCUAAUAAAACACACUCUGUACAAGACUGAAAAGGAUGACGGCGUGUUUGAAAAAUGCAAAGAAAACUCAAACUCAGUUUACCAUCAGCUGAUAUCUCAAGUUGGAAUUUUCGGGGACGUUUCCUCAUUCAAGAGGAGAAAAUCUCCACUGUUUCACACUUUUGGAUGAAACUUUGACAGGCUGCACAAGUAUGUUGAGUCCUGCCAAAGUACAUUUUUGCAUUUUCUUCAUUUUUACCUCUUUUUUCUUGAUGAACUCUAAAAUAUCCAGUGUUUCUCAUCCCAAGUCGAUUUAUACCACUCAAGUAGAUUUUUCGACCAUUUUUGCAUUUUCUACUUUGUUUACUAGUUUGGUUUGCCCUCUACGACCAACAACCAACGUGUUUCUGACUCUUGUAUGAUUCGACAGGCUGCCAAAGUAUAUUUGCCUACGUUUUGCAUUUUCGUCAUUGUUCCUACUUUUUCUCCCUAUGUGUUUGAUAAGGUGUGAAAGAACCUGUGUUUCUCAUAAACCUCAUCCUGCCUAAAUAUAUUUUCUGGCCAUUUUUACAUUUUCUACCUUUUUUAACCAGUUAGUCUCGCCAUCUACAAUCAGUGAAGUGGGAAAUGUCCAGUUUUUUGACUCUUGUAAGAUACUUAGUGGGCUGCCCAAGUAUGUUUAAUCCCACCUUAGUAUAUUUGUCUUUAAUUUUUACAUUUUCUUCUUUUUUACCUGCUUUUUCUUGCUAUGAUUAACUAAUAGUGAAAUAUUUAGUAUUUCUCAAAUAUUUCAUGCUUUGGUGGGCUGCUCAAGUAAACUUGAUCCCACUGAAGUAUAUUUGCAGACCGUUUUUGCAUUUUUUAACUUUUUUCAAUUAGUUUGGCUCGCCAUCUACAAUCAAUAAAGUAGGAAAUGUCCAAUUUUUCUGACUUUUGUAAGAUCCUCUGUGGGCUGCCCAAGUUAAUUUAUAUAUAAUUUUUCCAUUUUCUACCUUUUUUUGUUUUCUAAUCAGUUUAUCUUGCCAUCUAUGACUAAUAAAGUCGGAAAUGUCCAUUUUUUUUGACUCUUGUAUGAAACUUUGACGGGCUGCCCAAGUAUUGUUAAUCCCACCAAAGUAUAUUUGCAUAUAUUUUGUAUUUUCUUCAUUUUCAUCAGCUUUUUCCUGCUGUCUAUGAGUGAUCAAGAGUGAAAUUUCCAGUAUUUCUCACACAUAUAUGAAACUUUGGUGGACUUACCAAGUUUUUGUCUGGUAACACUCGCUAUCUACAAUCGAUGAAGCUUAUGUAUCACAUAUGAGCAGAGUCUGCAUAAAACAGCCUUCACCAACUGUUAGUUAAAAAUUUUUAUGAUUCCAAAGAUUAAUCUGAAAAUCUCUAAAAUGCCCCUAAAUGGAAAACUCCCGAGCUGAUUGUUGCCGCUUGUUAUUUUUGACAUUUUUGGAUUUAAAAUGUCACUUUAUUCAAUUUUCUCAUCGGAUUGUGUCUUAGAAGUUUUACUGCAACUUUGUGUGUAACUAUUGACAAGACUUUCGCUCUAACUUAAGUGAGUAUAGUGUUGUUUUUGAAGCAGGCCCGUAUCAGGUUGUGCUCUUAACUUGAGUUAUGUUCACUGUAGGAGAGCAUGUCAUGUCCUCCGCUGUUAACAAGGCCACUCUGACUCCUGCCCCUCGCUCUCGUCUAUUUAAAACCUCCCUCCAGUCCUUGGUCGGGGGGCUCGCCCUGGGUACACUGAUCCCGGCUGUAUGAGCGGAAGGGAGGAGUCGGUGCCGGUGGUGGCAGAGGACAGGGAGGAAAGGCAGAGAGAGGAAAAAGAGGAGAAGAAGAGCCGGAGCUGCUGGUGGAGCUCAGAGCGGGGCUGUUUAAUCUCCGCAGGACCGUCAGAUGGCUUUGACGGAGCGCAGGCACCAAUUAGGCAGCGAGAUUAGGGGGGCUUUGUACUUCUGAAAAGCUUCUGCAUGGACCUUUUUCUCCCUUCCUGUCUUGGGUUUAUAUCUUUACUGGGACUCCUCACCCUUCCUUAACCUUCUCCCUCCCCCCCUCUCCCUCCCUCAUUUCCUCCCUCCUUCUGUCCUCUUCCAGCCUCGCGACCUGCUCUCUCAAAUCUGUGAUUAUACCUGGCUAGACAUUGAGAGGAGUGGAUUAAUAAGGCAGAUUGGAAGUGUGUGGCACUUAGCAGUAGGUUAGGGGGCACGGUGGAUGUUUACUGGGGUCCUGGGGGGGCCUGCUGGCAUGGAAACAGAGCCGAGUUGGAGGAGUGGGGGAGACUCCUGCUGCAGUCUGGAGGACAUGACGGUAGAGUACCAAAGAGGGGAUCGUUUGCAUCAAAACUUGAGUUAAACUCUUAAACAUGCAUGAUGGCGUCUACUUCUUGCAUUUGUGCAGUUGUUGUGUUUGUGCACACUUAUUUACACACACACACAGACACACUGCUGGGGGAACACAAUGACAGGAAGUACAUUAGCAUGACCUCCAUUGUAUCUCCCCAUAUAUCCUCGCUUCCUGAGCCGACAGAGGGCGGGGUGAGGAGCAGCGGAGGAGCACCCUGGUGCCACCCGGCCCCAUGGUGAGGCGAGGUGAGGGAGAGAGCAGUAGGGUGGGUGACAAAGAGCGGGGGGGUCUGAUCUGUCUGGGUUGUAAUCCCGCAGCCUUCUGCCGCCUGUCGCCUCUCUCCAGGCUGCAGCAGAGCUCUGAGCGCUCUGCGGUCUGGAAGUCACCCAGUUCCUGACCUGCAGUCUGUUUCAUUGCCUCAUUUCCUUUAGUAGGAAUUUGGAUUAUGUAACGGGAGGCUGGUCUCAGGUCAGCACACGAGGUGAAAAACUAACUUUAAGUCAAUUAGUCGUCGUCCCACUGAGGGGGACAGAUGGCGGAGAGGUGGGAGUCUCAGACCUCAGGAAUGCUCGUGGCGACUCUGCGGUGGUUUAAUAGAAGCAGCAGGAACAAUAGAGAGGCAGGGAGACGCUUAUUCUGACUUUGGGCUGGUCUUUAAAAAAAAAAACUCAAUAUUUUCACUUUAUUUUCCUGUAUAAAUAGUUUUGUUUACGUUUUUUAUCAUCAUAAAAAAGCAUCAACACUGAUUUCAGGUCAGUUGAGUUAAAGUAAAAUAAAAAGUCGUGUAGACAUUGAUGCGCUCAAACAUUUUUCAUGAUUCAAAAGUCUUAAACACGGUUUUAGUCGAGUCACCAAAGCUCGGGUCUGAGUCGGAUACUGGAUCCUCAGGGCGAGUCGAGUCCAAGUCGAGUCUGAGUCAAGUCCUCAUCACCUGUGGACUGGUCUGAGCAGAGUCCUCUAUGUCAAUACUUUUAUCCAUAACAGAAAGAGUGACUGUUCUAACCGUGAACCAUCGAAGUCAACAACCUCGACUGACUGUUUAAUCCUGGUCUGACUGUUUGAACCCUGACUAACUGUUUCAACUUGAACUGACUGUUUCAACACAAACUUACUUCAAGUUCCUGAACUGACUGAAUAUUCCUGAACUGACUGUUUAAAACUGGUCUAACUCUUUGUUCCUUGACUGACUGGUUGGAGGCCGGACAUAAUCUUAAUACCUGUACUGACUGUUUCAACCUGGACUGACUGUUUCAACCUGGACUUACUUUAGGUUCCUUGACUGACUGUUUUAACCUUGACUGACUGUUUCAACACAGACUUACUUUAAGUUCCUGGACUGACUGGUUGGAGGUUGGACGUACUCUUAUUACCUGGACUGACUGUUUAAACCCAAACUUACUUUAAGCUCCUGAACUGACUGUUUAAACCUGGACAGACUGUCUGAACCUGGACUUACUCUUAGUUCCUUGACUGACUGGUUGGGGGCCGGACAUACUCUUAUUACCUGGACAGACUCUCUGAACCUGGACUUACUUUAAGAACCUGAUUUUACUUUAAGUUCCUUGACUGACUGUUUUAGCUGAAUUUGAAGUGUUGAUCCGUGAACCCCUCAGACUUUUGUACCUGACAGUCUUGUGGUCUAUCUCUCCUCUGACCUCUCUCUCUCUCUCUCUCUCUGUGUGUUUCCUGUUUCCUUUUUCAGGUCUGCCACCAUCCAGACUGCCAAGACCUGAAUAGCAAAAGCCCCCUUCACCUGUGUGAGUCAUGUGACUCACGCUGCCAUUCAGAGAACUCCGACAACAUGCACUUUGACCGGCACCCCCGAUUUGACUUACAACCUCAAGGUACUUUGUUUAUUUGGUCUCUUUCCUGCUCCCACGGUGGUGUCAGAGCCGUGACCUCAUCCCUGGACUCCACUGUGUAAAUAAAUAUCAGGGACUCUGUGUCCAAAGUGUCUAAAUAAGGACAAAAAUGUCACCAAACAGCUUCUUCUCCAGCAUAAUUCAUGUGGAUUUUAUACAAACUUGAGUUCAAGUUAAACUUUACUUUCACAUAUAUGGUCAUGGUGAUAAUGUAUGCACUUUCUCACCAUCUUUUAGCCUCAUUCUCAGACUGACUUCUUCUCAUUUAUUCCUCUAAAAACUUUGUUUAUGUCGACCUAAUUCAUUUAUCAGUAGCUGGUGAUAUUAUAAAACACAAUUAAAUCAUUUAUAAGCUGAAGUGUGGCCGCCUGGAGGAGUUAAUUUCUCUCUUUCAGGCCAAACAAAGGAAUCUGACAGUUUGAGCGUUGACUUCUAACUUUUGCAGGGCACUUUUCGCAGCUAUUUUUCUGUCGCUUUUGGACCUAGUAAGGUAGGAGGCAAGCCUUUGAGUACAGACGUGAUUUGCAUUCUUAAUUUUGCUUGCAAAAUGCAGAAAAAUGCUUCAUAAAUCAAAAAUGUGCAUGUGCAGAGUAAUUUCUGCCUUCGCCCCAAAAUCAGCAGAGGUAAAUUGAAGUCCUCUUAAAAGAAUCUGGUCUCGCUGGAUGAUCCGCAGACCUCACUGUGAACAGUUUUAUUGGAGCCACUUCUGCAUCCGUGAUGAAACAGUGCAGAGCAGGUUUCCCAAGUCUGACACGGUGGGCUACAGGCUACAAUUAGCAUCUGUCUUUUCAGCAAGUCAGCUCUAUUAAAAGUUGACAAGUCAGCUAAUAGUUUCUUUGACAACCCACCUCUUUAAUUCAACAUAGACACAUAUAUAAAGUCUUAUAAAUGCAUCGAUGAGAAGAAUCCCUGAAUUACAGAGAUAAUCACUAUAAAAGAUCCAGUUUUCCUUCAUUUUAAUGAGGCUGAUUCUGAUUUCUUAAAAAUGAAAAUUCUUAGAAAUCAUCCUGAGGAGGAGGAGGAGCACAGAAUCAGUUCCUUAAAGGGAUAUUCCUUCGUAAAAUCAAACACAUCGUAACACCAACUUAGACACCCUGUCGAGAGAUGAAUGUUGCCGACCGCUUGCUUCUCUAGUUUUACCAACUUUAGUAACGACCACACGAUAGCAACACACAGCGGUCUGAGGAGCCAUAAACAAACCUCAACCAAAACGCCACUCUAUAGCCACAAAUAAUGCUCAGAACAGCACCUAACUUCAUCAACAGGACAUAUAGGGUCACAGCCACCAGACAUCUUUUUAACUUUGCCUAAUUUUUAACAAAGAGACUAAACACAACUCACCUACUCUCUUCCAGCAGCCCCUUGUUUGUAGCGAGACCUCAGGCCAGUCCAUUAUGGACUACAGCGGGGUGCCACAGCUCAAGGAAGAACAUUUAUGAUCAUUUCUUCAUGGAAAUACAAUCAGACCGAGACGCUAAGGCAGAAGAACUACUGUGUCUGCAGAGAAAAAUGAUUAAUAUGAUGAUUAUUACUUCGAGGAAAUGAUAAAGAAAUGAUCACAAAUGUUCUUCCUUGAGCUGCGUCACCCCGCUGUAGUCCAUAAUGGACUGGCCUGAGGUCUCGCUACAAACAAACGGCUGCUGGAAGAGAGUAGGUGAGUUGUGUUUAGUCUCUUUGCUAAAGAAAUGAGUCAAAGUUAAAAAGAUGUUUGGUGUCUAGUACUAUGGCUGGGACCCUAUAUGUGCUGUUGUUGAAGUUAGGUGCUGUUCUGAGCAUUAUUUGUGGCUAUAGAGUGGCGUUUUGGUUGAGGUUUGUUUAUGGCUCCUCAGACCGCUGUGUUUUACUAUCCUGUGGUCGUUACUAAAGUUGGUAAAACUAGAGAAGCAAGCGGUCGGCAACAUUCAUCUCCUGAGGGGGUGUCUAACUCAGUGUUACAGUGAGUUUGACCCUAACUCGAUUUUACGUCGGAAUAUCCCUUUAAUUUUGGCCGAUUUUAAUUCUGGAUCUAUAUCUGAGAUUAUUUCCUAACAGAAGGAUUGACUGUCGUGUUUUCUCGACCUUUAGCCUCCAUCCUGGCUCGGAACGUUUCCACGCGCUCCUGUCCCCCGCUCACCAGCCCCCCCUCUGACCUGGAGGAAGAGGAUGAGGGGAGCAACGACCGCGGGUUUGUAACCCCUCUAUAGCUUCAUCAUCUAGUCCUGUUUAUGCCUGUUUAUGUUUAGUUUAUAUUUUUGUUCCUCACUGUAAAAGUUUCAUUGUUUCGCAGGGAGCGUAAAACGGGGGGCAUGAAGUUGGUGAAGAAGAAGCCGAGGAGACGACACACUGAUGUAAGUAAACCAGACAGACGCACAAUAAGUCGCCUCUUGGCACAAGAGCCUCAUUUCCGUUCCUGGAAAGAGGCUGCAGAUUCUGACAUAGAGAAGAAUAGUUUCCACAAAUGUAUACCAUACAAGUACACAAUGACAUAACACAGGAACAGCAGGCAUUAUUCUCUGCAGCUGAGAGUUUAACAUGACGGCAGCGCGGAGAGAAAGAGCCCCCCUGUGGACCCUCCGAGCGCUCACAUACAGCGUGUGAGCAGCUCCACCUGUGUAAACUAACAAUGAGUCUGUUCCCCCUGCAGGACCCCAGUAAGGAGUGCUUCAGCCUCAAGUUCGAUCUCAACGUGGACAUAAACACAGAAAUCGUUCCUGCCAUGAAAAAGAAAACCCUGAGGUAAGAGAGGAGAAAAGAGGAGGAGAAGCAGCUGUGCAGGAGAGGAGUGAAUCUGAAGAUCCUGAUUUUGUUUUGUUUCUGGAUUCUCUCAGAGAGGUUCUGGGUCCGGUGUUUGAGAGGAACGGCAUCGAGCUGUCCCGGGUCGACUUGUUCCUGGACCAGUCCAACACGCCGCUGUCUCUCAACUUCGAGGCCUACCGCUUCGGAGGACACUACCUCAAAGUCAAAGGUAAAAAACAUCGAGAGGCUCGUAAACAAUCUGAGCCCCGCCUGCCAAUUAGAACCCAUCCCCGGUCUGAGUCAGCGGAGGACACAUCCAGAGGAGAUAAACCGCAUAUGUGCAGAGCUGCAGGAUUGGCGUAUGCAAAUAAACAGCUUAAAGUAAAUCAGUGCAGUUUUUUUAAGGUGUUUCUUCUCUGUCUGCAGCUGGACUCACUGACACAUAAAAGCUAAAAACAGAUAUUUAAAUGAAGCUUAAAGCUCCUCUGAGGAGUUUUUGACAUUUAUGAAAUAGUCUGAAAUUCUUAAAGAUGUAUUUUUAUGGCAAAUAAAAGCAACCAGGUAUCCGAUCGACCAUUUCCGUACUGUAAUACUAUAGAUUUGAAAACUGAAGCUUUCUUUGCAGCACGCUUCCUUAUGAAACUUGAGAUUCACAAGGUUCAAACUCUUCAUUUGUGAGGUUAAAGUUAAAAAUUUAUCAGAUUGAACUUGUGAUUUUAAGAGAUUAAAGUUAUAAAUUUAGAUUGGAGUCUAAAAUUUCUGAAAAACAGAAAAAAAAGUGAAAAAAUCACAAGAUUAAAGUCGUACAUUUACAAGAAAAACAACAUUAUUCGACUCGAAGUUAAAAUUUUCAGAGAAUUAAGUCCUUUAAUAAGUUAAGAAUGUUUUAAUAAGUACAGAGAGAUACUUUAAAGCUGCAGCAGAGAGUCAUACUCAGAAGUUCAGGGUUGGCGGUCAUUGCCUGUUAGGCCACGCCUCUUCAUGACUCAUUUUGACGUAUUUUCCUACUUUUGCAUCUUUAUUUUUGUUUAAACUAUAAUUUCAACCUCCUGUAUUAAAACCUUCAUCUUAAAAUCUCAGUUUUAAUUGUGUCUUUAUACUUUUAUUUACAACGUUAGGAAGCGAAAUCAAGCAGCUUGUAGUUUUCCUAAGUUUCGUUCUCAGUCUCAGAAACGUCUCGAUCAGUGAUUUCAAGUAAAGACCCACCUGUCCUGUGACUUUGCAGCGGUGGUGAGUCUCAGACGUCACUCUGUUCUUAUCUGCGUUUCUAACAAUGACUGAGCAGGACGGACGGCGGCUUUAGCUUCCUCCCACGCCUCUCUCUCUCUCUCUCUCUCUCUCUCUCUCUCUCUCUCUCUCUCUCUCUCUCUCUCUCUCUCUCUCUCUCUCUCUCUCUCUCUCUCUCUCUCUCUCUCUCUCUCUCUCUCUCUCUCUCUCUCUCUCUCUCUCUCUCUCUCUCUCUCUAGGAGGAAAAAGGAGGGGAGUGUUCGCUUUCAAACUUAUCAGAACUAGAAGUGAUGCUAUUAAGCUCCUCAUGACUCUUAAUAAUACUCUGACUCUUCCUGCCCUCUCUCCCAUAAUGCCUCAGUGGAAACUGGACCGGUGCCUCCCCUCUCUCCCCCCUCUCUCUCCCCUCUCUCUCUCUUUCUUGGCGAUCUCUGCGGUUAUGUUUCGGGAUGAAAGGCUCAUUCAGGCCGUCCAUAAAAGAGAUCCUGUGCCAUGACUAAUUCUAUUCUUUUGAAAGUGUCGCCCUCCGCACUCGCACCUCCUGACCGCAGUCUGGAGUUACACACAGUCUGGGCGAGGAGGGCGAGGGCGAGCCCGCCGCAGCUGUUUAUUCAUGUGGCCUGAAGGUUAAGAGGCGAAGAAACUGCCCUAGUUUCUGUACUUCGAACCUCUACCUGCGAUAAUUCACAUUUUACACAAGAUCACUCGACUCAAAGUGAAGAUACUUCCUGUGUGGAGGCAGAUCCGAUGUUUUAGUCCAGGUUUUGCAGAAAACUACUCGACUGGAGCUGCUUCAGCCAAAAGCUAACGAACAUAGAGAGGUUUUCAUCAACAUAAAAAGCCAGAUAUUACACUUAAGAGUUGACAGAAGACAUAGGAGAGUAAAAUUUUGGAUUACACCAUAGAAUACGCCUUUCAAUUGCUUGUACUGCUUGAUUAGUAGAUAUUUGACUUUUUUUGUGAUGAAAGUUGCCAGAAAAUUGAAAAUAUGUCGAUCUAGAGCUUCACAACUUGCUUCAUUUUCCUCUAAAAGCUCUUUAAAAAAAUCCUAAACAGGUCUAUUUACGUCUAAAAUGUUGACCUGAAUUCGUUGGGUGUGUUGUUUUGUUCUCACUGACGCUGAAAAGAGAAAAAUAAUCCUAAAAUGUUAAUUAAGUCAUCAUGUUAAUCCUCUGCAAGAAUCUGGUCUUCCCACAAUCCCUUCCCCAGACUUCUCUAACCCCUCUUUUGUUUUGUUUUGUUUUGUUUUGGUUCUUCCAGCGCGAGCGGGCGACGAGCUGAAGGUGGAGCAGGGUGUGAAGGACAUGCGGUCUCUCAGUCUGCCCAACAUGAAGCCCUCUGCGGGUCAGAGCCCCUACAUCCUCACCCCGGGAACCGAGAAGAUGGAGCACGGAUCUCUGGGGCGUAAAGAAAGCAUCGAUCUGCUGGUGAGUGACUGAGAUCUCAUAUGAUUCUCCGACUCAUCGUUUAAGAAACCGUCUCUCCGCACGGACACGCCCGCUGACUCGCUCUGCUGCGACACACCUUCUUCUUCUUCUUCUUCUUUUUCCAUCACCUCACCUCCUCUUCCUUCAGUCCCAUGAUUCCUUGUGCAAGUGAAGUGAAGUAUCUCCUGAUAAUCCCUCCAUGAUCUCAUUGUUUUGCAUCACCUUUGUCCGUCCAGCUCAACCCUGGGAAUGUAUUUUUGGAUUUCCAUUCAGCUGUGUGUGUGUGUGUGUGUAGUGAGUGUGCACGCUCGUGUACGUGCGCGUCAAACUACCCGGUGUUGCCGCUGACUGAUCCCUUGAAUCUCAUUUAAUGAUGAGUUCACUCAGGAACACUUUGUGCCACUUCAGCACUUCCUGCAGCCACAGGAAGUGGUUUUAUGUUCCUGUUGAAAGGUGCCGGGAGGUCGAGCGAGGUCCGCACGAUCCUGAUCCACUUGGCUGCCAAACGCGGGCGUGGAAAUAGGGCAGACGGUCAUCAGGUUCAUGUUGUGGCACGUGAGGAGGACCCUGUUCAAAAACCACUCCACGGGUUUGGAGUUCUGGCUUUGAAAAAAACACUGACAUUUCUGCACCAGAGGUCUACUAUUUUAUUAUUUUAUUGAUUUAAACUUCAAAAACAGGAAAGGAAAGGAAAUAUUAAAGCAGUGGCGUUGAUUUUGUCGAAACCUGCGAAUAGAAACCAGCAAAUUUAGCUGCAAAAGUCCACUAAUUUUCCAAAAACUAGCCUUUAAUUUAGGAGGAUGUUACAAGACGGUUUUAUCUUCUGUUGCGACAUAAAUUAGCUCACACGAAAUGACGGCAGUGUUAUUAAAUAAAGAUAUGUUUGCCCUGUUUUUAUCCUCAUCGUUCAAAAAUGCGCUCAGUUAUCAUAAACAGCGUCUCCGUCUCUGAACAAAAGCCGUUUCCUGCUCCGGUAUCAGCUGACAUUCUUGUUUGGCACAUCAAUAAUCGUGUAAUUAUCACUCCUGUGUGUGUUAGUGUCAAAUGUGUAUCAGUUGUGCAACCAUAUAUCAUCAUGACGCUGUUAUUACGUGACCUUUUGUGACACCACCGCGUGCGUUUGUAGGUUAGGAGGAGCGAGCGUGGGCGUGAGUAUCGACAUUUAUGAUGAUAUGAAAACUCCUCUUAGUCCUGGUUUAAGUUUUUCUCUGCAACUGGUGUGAAUGUUGUAGUUUAAAGAGUUAAUAAAAAUACAAAAAUCAGGAAAUACUUUGUUAAAUCAUGAGUAUUUGAUCCUAUAAAGUAUUCAAGAAGUAAAAAUGAAGAAAUGUUGAAUUUUAAUGGAAAACAUGCAGAAAUAUGUUUUCCUAUCUAGUUGUUUUACAUUUUUUAAAGCAUCUCUGGAUGAUUCUUGAUCAUUCUGGCAAAACUACUCCCUAAAACUUAAGCGUUUGUCCGUCUUUUUUACAGAAUAACAUCUCAAACUUCAGUCCCAGUCUUUUUAAUCUCUCUUUAGUUUCUUCAGAUCUUUAAAUCUGGACCUCCAGUUGUGAGUUUUAGGUCUCAGAUUUGUCUUUUAUCUCUGUUUUCUGUCACUGAGACGCUCUCGCAGAUGAGUUUGAGUGUGUGCUCGCGCUCACGUGCUCCACACACUAACAUUGAUGUCAUUGCAGCCCGAGGCCGGGAAACAGGUAGAGGCUGCGUUCAAUCGUUUCACCGCCAUCUGUGGUGAUACGUCAUUGAGGUUUAGUCACCGGGCAGAGACGUAAACAGAGGAGGUGACUGAGGACAGCGGGGUUUUACUCACGUAUCAUCUGCUCCAGCGCUGAAGUGUUUCUUUGUCAGACCCCUCCUCUCAAAGUUUUGACGAAUAAUCUCAUGUUGACGCUCUGCAGGUGACGACUUGUCAGUUUAGUUGGCGGUGAGUGUGGAAAGAGUGAUGUCAGUGAUAGGAACGGCCUCAAGGGGGCAGAAAUGGUUCAUGUUGUAACUGUUGGAUGUGUUUCAAACUUGACAGCAGUUGUAUGAAGAUCUUUCACCGUCUCCCUGAAGCCUAAAACAGUCAGUGAAUCGACACUUUAGUCUCUUUGUGUUUAUAUGAAAUCAUAGCUAAUAUGAAACCAGCUUCUCAACCAAGAGCGCAACAUAAUCAAGUGAAUUUGCAUGAAUUAACAAACACUAAAAAGGAUCUUAAAGUGACUCUCUCUUUGACCUUUUGCAGUCCAGUAGAGCUGAUUUCAGAGGGUUCAGUUUGACCCCAUCUUCAGGUUUUCAUCGCUCCGUUUAGGAUUUUAUCAGCUGUCCUCACCUCUCAGUACGGGAGUAAAAAAGUCCUCAAAACUAUUCUCAAAAAGUGCAAUUCUCAAAAAUCGUAUGUUUAUUUUGAAAUCUUAAAGAAGAGAUAGAUAAAAGAUGAAAAUCGAAUAGUUCUAGCGAGGUAUUGGAAUUUUUUUGUCGUAGAACUAUACAACCCUCAGAUGAGGGUAUUUUAAGAAGGUUAAACAUACCAUCAGGUUAGACAAAAAUGUUAAUUCUACUCUCUGAAAAUUACAUCUUUUCUGGUGUGAUAGUAAAAAAUAUACAAAAGUAUUGCUUAGAACUUAUAAAUUUGGUUUUUUAACUGAACAAAAUAACUCUCAUCAAUAUGUUAAUCAGAGUUUCCACCAUGAGUCGAGGGGUUUCAUCACUUUUUUCUGAUCAUUUAUCAAUAAAAUAUUAAGAUACAAGCCUAAAACAGAUCAAAAUCUUAUUCUAAAGGAUACUUCGGCCAAUAGAAAAACAAAGUAAUUCAGAGAUAUGACCUAAGAUUACAAAAAUCCAUCAUUAGCAGCCCCACACAGCCGCUCACCGUUUGGUAAGAGUGACUCAUGAAUUAUGUCAGUCUCACACUUCAGUACGAGUCUCAAAGAGCUGAAGAGCCGAGUGUCAUCAAAGUCUGCUGAUACUCUUGUCUUGAACAGUCUCAGCAGCAGAAAAGCUCCUGAUCCGUUCGGAGUGUUUUAUGAAAGAUUAUUCGGAGGACAAAAGCUCCACUCGGACGUGCGCGCGCAGAGUCUUUGAGUUUCUAUGGCAGCAGCUUUGGCGCUCGCUCUCAAACGCAUGCGUGUUUGCUUUUUAUUGAAUUGAGUUUUUUCUUUUUUAGAUAUUUGCCCAGUGAGCAAUGCUUUGCUUGGCACUGCAGCAGCAGCAGCAGCAGCAGCAGCGAGUGCCCGGCUGCAGAAACACAGGCGCUUUCUCUGCAGAGUAUUUCAGCUUUAUGAUGGCAUGCAUGUUAGAUUUUAUGGACUCUGGCAGCGCUCUGGAUAUGCUGCAGAGAGCUUUGAUGAUCCAGAUUGAUUAUGUUACAACAGGGAGCCUCGGUCGCAGCUCUCUGAUUGGUCGGAGUCACAUUCCAACCUCGCUGAUAGUUCCCAUAAAGCACCGCCAUACGUCUGUACAUCAUAGUUACUGCACCAUCUGCAAAUAAUGGGUCCUUUCACACUCUUACAGCAUCAGAUAUGUAAACGCUGAUACAGGAAAGGUUGCACUUGUAACCCGGGUGGCUUAGAUUGGACUCUGGAAGUGUGUAAAUUCAAUUAGUCAGAAGAAAAUAAUCUGUAAAAGUGUAUUUAAUCCCUGAGAGUUGGUCUCCUCCAUCUGUGCGAGCCUGUGACUCACUUUACCUGUUUGUUGCGAAGCCUUCAUGGAUCCCCGGGGUCUCUGCUCAGGAUGUUUUUGCUCCAUAUGCAGCAAACAUGACGUCACGUCUGAGCAAAAACAAACCUUUAUAUAACAGGGACAAACAGAAUUAGUCUGGCAUUGCUUCUGCAUUAAUAAUGCAACAGAAAGAGUUUGGACAAUCACUCAGGUUUCCUUCUUCCAGAGAGGAGAAACUGUGAGUUUUACAGUCGUCAUAAAGAUAAGCUGACGGUCUGGCCCUUUGUGAUUUCCAGUAAGAGUGCACAGUGUGUUGAUUCCCGCUUUUUGACUGUAAGAUCUUUUAUGUAACACGGCUAUUUGUUGCCAUAGCAGCGGGAAUACAAAACCAAAGUGGCGAGCAAACUCAGCACUCGCUCUCUAAAUCAGCUGGAAAAGAUAACUAUUUAAACUUUCAGCUUAGAGACAUUAGUGUUAAUUUAUCCAGGGACAGCUCAGAACAAAUAUGUGUGUAAAAUACCACAUCAGAGUUCGUGGUGUGAUGACUUUGGCUUUUUCAUGAGGUCAACGACCUCUAAAUGGAUCCUCCAUGUGCGUCAGAGCUCCUCAGAGAAGCGCAGACUCAGCGUUUAAGACUGAGAAACUGAAGGUGCAGCUAAACUUUUUUAUCAGAUUACUAAUUUUUUUUUUUUACCUAUGUAAUUUAUAAUUUCUCAUCAAAAGACAACUUUUAAAGCUCCUGUAAGGAACUUUUGGACAAUAGCGCUGUCUAGUACUUAAAGGGAUAUUCCUGCAUAAAAUUGAUUAAGGGUCAAACACACCGUAACACCAAGUUAGACAUCCCAUCGAGGGAUGAACGUUGCCGUCCACUUGCUUCUCUAGUUUUACCAACUUUUACCAACUCUCUUCCAGCAGCUGCUUGUUUGUAGCGAGACCUCAGGCCAGUCCAUUAUGGACUCCUGCGGGGUGACGCAGCUCAAGGAAGAACAUUUAUGAUUAUUUCUUCAUGGAAAUGCAAUCAGACCAAGACGCUAAGGCAGAAGAUAAAGAAAUGAUCAUAAAUGUUCUUCCUUGAGCUGCGUCACCCCGCUGUAGUCUGUAAUGGACUGGCCUGAGGUCUCACUACAAACAAGCGGCUGCUGGAAGAGAGUAGGUGAGUUGUGUUAUAAAGAUGUUUGGUGUCUAGUACUAUGUCUGUGACCCUAUAUGUCCUGUUGAUGAAGUUAGGUGCUGUUCUGAGCAUUAUUUGUGUCUAUAGAGUGGAGUUUUGGUUGAGGUUUGUUUAUGGCUCCUCAGACCGAUGCGUAUUGCUAUCGUGCGGUCGUUACUAAAGUUGGUAUAACUAGAGAAGCAAGCGGUCGGCAACAUUCAUCCCUCGAUGGGGUGUCUAACUCGGUGUUACUGUGUAUUUGACCCUAAAUUAACAUUAUGCCUGAAUAUCCCUUUAAUUUUAGUACCCAUGUUGCUAAAAUAUAAAUAAAAAGCGUUUUUAGAGGUUUGUUGUCUGACAUUUAUCUGCUUUGGACAGAUAUUAGAGAAAUACUAGAACACAGCUCUGUGUGUAUAAAGAGAAAAAAGCUGCAGAUGCUUCGUGUUUGUGGGGGGCAGAGGUGAAAACACCGAAAGAGCAGGUAGUAAUUUUAACAUUAAGAGAUGAGAUAACUCAGGCUUGGAUAAUGGGUUGGUUCCCUGCAGAUAAAGCAUCAUUCUUCGGGAAAACACUGAAAUAUUUAGACAAUAAACUGAUUUUAAAAAAUAGCCCAUUACUCUGAGUUGAGCCCAAUUAUUUCACAUUUUCUCCCUCCAUUGUCUGGAAUGUGAACAUUUUCUACUUUCCUCUGUUUUAUUAGAUUGUAAACCUGAAUUCCCGGGGUCUUGGACCGCAGUAAAACAGCGGUUUUUCUGGCACAUCUCGACCUCCUUUCACAGCGCGCACAGAGAGACAAUAGGGGUCAAAGCUCUGUUUCCAGCUUCUGCUUGGAAAAUAAAGGAGGAUUUGAAGGUAUGCCCUCCAGGUUUGGAAAAUCUGGACUGUGUUUUUCCGCUUUGUCUGACCUUUUGCACACCAAACAAACAACCAUCAGACGAAGCUGCGAUGAAAAUAAAUACAAGCUGCACUCAUGAAUGAGACAGGAAAGUGGAUUCUGUACAUCCUUUUUGUAGUAUCUCAUAAAAAAACUGAAAUGAUCGUUCAAUAAAGUCCUCAAGAAGAGCAUAAACGACAAUUAAACCUCACGCCACAUGUCGAAAUCGAAACAGAGACUCCUGGCUUAGCCUCGAGGUCGGAAGCCUUUGUUAUGCAAUCGACAGAGGAGGUAGAUAGUCUUGUUUUGUAAUAGACAAAGAGUCAGACCUGGGGAAAAAACACACCUGAUAAAAGCCCCAAAAAAACCCUGAGGGCUGAAAACAUUUCAGCUGAUCAUGCAGUGGAAAAAGAGUCCCUCUGUUUUUCUGCUUACUGUUUGUAAACUGAAACUUAAACAGGAGGACACGUGCUUUUCUCUCCAGGACGAUUGUAACCAUGUAUGUUUAUACUGUAUUCAUGUAUAACUGGAAACUGGAGACAAUAGCAGGAGAAACCGUGUUUAUUUACUUCCUCUUCUUCUAACUGGGACAGAUUUGACACCCUGUGAAUGUGGAUGGUGAUGUGUCGAGUCGGCCUCCUCUUCAUCUCCCACUUUCAGACCCACUCUGAUAGCAGGGAAACACACAGAGAGGCUCUUUGAAUAACAAUAGUUGAAUCAGCAGCAGCGUCGGCUCAUUAACCUGGAGUCAAACAUGCGGUGAUUUAGACUACAGAGGCUAUAGUUUGUUAAUAGGGUGAGAAGUAGCUGUGAUGUGAGUGUCAAAAACCUACUUUGUACUUCGGCAUAUUGGCCUAUCAAACCGAGCAGCAUUGUGGUUUGCAGACAACAAAGACAGUAGGUCAAGGUUCGAUCUUUGGACCUAUUUCAUUAUCUAUCUAUGUUAAUAACUUGUCUUAUCACUUUUAUGCUGUUUUGAUGUUGUUCGAUCUCGACUGCAGAAACUGAAAUCGGUCUUGAACGCAAAUAAAACCAAAGUCAUGGUGUUUUUGAGCAAAAGUGAGUUACCUGGGAAUAUUACCUGAAUCUUAACUCUGCAGGGUGUUCUCAUUGAGCCUGUAUCUGUGUGUAAAUAUCAGGGUUUUCUUGGUGAUCGCGAGCUUUCUUUCAAAGCACAUAUCGCUAGUUUGGUCUCUAAACUCAGACUGAAAUAGCUUGUAUCUGCAACCUUUCUUCCACUGUUGGAUUACGGUGAUGUUUUAUAUAUGACUGCUUCAACCAAAAGCCUGCAGUCCUUAAUUAUUGUCUAUCACUGUGCGCUGAGAUUUAUUAGUGGUUGUAGUCACCUAACACAUCAUUGCAAACUUUAUACCAAAUCUGUCUGGCCUUUCUUUGAGUCCUUGCAAGUACAAUCACUGGAUGACUCUAAUUUAUAAGGAUCUUUUUGGCUUAGCGCCUUCUUAUUUAUGUGAUCUCCUUUAAAGGACUGAAAUUGAUUGUUCUGUGAAUCACAACUGAACUGGGCAAAAAGCGUUUUUCAAUUUUGCUGCCACUUCAGUUUCGAAUAUUUUCAGGAGUGACCUGAACUUGUCAGAAUUAAUUUCACUGGAAGCAUUUCCUUCAAUCUUACAUGACUUUGAAACAGUGCCAGUGUUUUUAAUUAUGUCUCUGGAGGUCAUUUUCUUCCUCUUUAUUAUUAUUUAUUAUCGUGAUGUGUGCUGCAGACCUCUGCCGUAUAUGAAAUCUCGAUCUCACCGGGUUCUUACCUGGUUAAAUAAAAACUAAAAUAAACACACCCUCAUAUUUAUUUCUCACUCAUCUUUAUGGUUAUGGUGUUUAAAUGUGUGUCUCUGUAUUUGAUGGCACCUCUCUAAUUAACUUAAUGAUAACAGGAGUUUGAAGACUGUUGCUGUUUUUGCCACCUGGUGUAGGAGGAGGAGGAGGAGGAGGAGCAACAUGCUGAGAGGGCAGAGAAGGUGUGUGUGUGAGCAUGUGAGUGUUUCUGAGUACUUCCCUUAAAGGUGCCUAAAGGUGGAGAUAACACACACCUACCUGAUUGUCGUGUGUGUGACCGUUGGCCUGUGGUGCAGAGUACCUGCAGGAUCAGACACACACACGCUCACACACAUGAUGCUCCUCUCUGCUGCUCUGCACAUGUGAAUUCCUGGAAAUGGACUCUCUCUCCUGACUCUUUGGAAAUAACUUUCGCUGACUCAGUUGUUUUAUUUCUUUGUAAGCUGAGAUUUUUUUUUCUUUGUAUCCGUGGAAAAUGGUUCGUUUCACUCGUCUGACAUCCUGGCGCAGCUGGGACCUGCUGGAUGUGGACUCGGAGAUCCCCGAGUCGUCUCCCUAUGAGAUUAAACUGACGGCAAGUGACUUCCAGGUGAGACCUUCACUGACACGUGCAAAAAAAACUCAGACUCAGAUACGAUAAUAACUUCAUUUACAGGAAUUAGACUAUCGAAAGUGGUUUGAUAAAGUAUGCAAAACCUAAACAGAGACAAAGAUGAACGUGAAAAAUGAUCAUAUUUAUUAGAAAUAAAAGAAAAGAAAAGCAGAAAAGAAACAAAGAAAAAAGAAAUAAAAGUUUUGCAUCAAAUUGGGAUUUUUUAUUGAUUUUUUUUAACAAAUACAUGGAAAAUCUGUCGUUCCUGGCUUCCUAAAAGUCAAGAUUAAAGAAAAAAAAAAACAGUUAAUAGACUUAGACUUUCUUUAUUUGUCAUUGCACAGAAUAAAACACAGCAGUGAUUUCUCUCUGCAAUGAAAUGUCGUUGCUUGGCUUCCAUAUUACAGCAUGAUGGUGUUUAAUUUAAUAUACAGAAACAAUAAAAACAAUAAAAACUCAGGGUAAAAUAGCAGCAUGGUGGGUGAUAUUGCACUUUCCAAAUAAAUAAAAGUAUAUAUAAAAAGAUAUAUGUUCUUAUUUACACAUAAUAAAUCGUAAAAACAGGAACACAGUGCAGCAGGGUGGGACUCAGGGGUCAUCUGGAGGGUCAUUUAGCGGUUAACAUGUUGAAACUUGCGCCGCCACUUCAUUUAAUGUAAUCUUCAAAGUGUGAUCAUCCUCCUUUGUUUUGGUUUCACUGAUCUCAUCCUUUUGUCCUGGAUUUUGUCCUGAAGUUGUGUGCGUACUCGUGUGUGUUUGUGUAUUCAGUGACUCUGGCUGGAGGUCCUGCGUUAAGAGUUUUGUUUUGACACCUCUCUGAAUAAAGCCUCGGUUUGUGUCUGCGGCCUUGAAACGUGCGCCAUGUGAUGGAGUUUCUUUUAGUUUCUGUUUCCUGGUUGUGUCGGUGGACAUUUGUGUGUCGGCGUCGGUGUGUGAAGGUCAGUGUCGUGCUGUUUUCCCAUCGUUAAUCAACUCACCUGAUCAAGGGGAGCUGUUAUCAGUGGGCUAACACACAGGCGGUAGCAGAGGGCAGAAACAGAAGAGAGGAGAGGGAGUGGGAGUGGGAGUGGGGGAGCUGUGGUGUGACGUGGGGGUUUCUUUGCUCUUUCUUUGUCACCACUUACUUUUAAUACAAUCCCGUCCCGUUUAAAGAUUUUCUUCUUUCCAGGCCAAGGUUAGCGCCACAAACCGCUCCGAUAAGAUAAGGCUGUGAGGGGACACACAGAGCUUGAUAUCGUUAACCUGACUCCCCCUUCGGACCCUGUGCAUCAGUUCCCAGAGAGAGAGAGAGAGCAGCUUUGUGUGUCUCUUUGCCCUCUGCGCUGACUGACAGGUUUACACAGGAGGCCUGUAAACAUAAUUAGCUAGACGGACAUAUCCAGAGCAGAGAGGUGGAAAAAAGAACUAACACUUCUCGAAAUUACCUGAUUUUUGUAGGGCAGAUUAAUCAUUAAAGGGAGGAUAUUUAGUCUGGUUCAAGUAUUCACCUGACUUAAACUCUCCCAUGUUAAGGCAUGUGACGGAUACAAGUACAACUACUUUUUUAAGACUGUAUGCAACGGACAAACACAGUACUCCAGUGCAAAUACAGUAAAAGAGGAGAUAAAUAAUAGAUAAAUAAAAAUAUAGAGAUAAAAAGAUAAAAUAAGUAGAAAUAUAGAGAAAAGUAUUUACACUAUAUACAACACAAAUAAUAAAAUCGUAUGCAUAAAUAGAGUGAGCAAUUAGCAGGGUUCCGAUGCAAGUAUGGAAACAAUUUGAUGAACUUCAAGGUCUUAAAAAGUAUAGUAAAUAAAAAAUAAAGUAAAAUAUUUAGGUUUCCAGACUUUUACCACAGUAAAAAACAAAUACUGUUUUCUAAAAUAGAAAAGUAGGUAUUUCCAAAAAUGGACAAGUGUGGAAAUUCCAACUGUGUAGAAACCCUGAAUUAGGAGAAAUUUUGUUCUUACUUCAGAUGUUUUGUACUCUUGUUUGAUAUUGGAGCAAGAUUUGUAAAAAGAUACAACCCCAAAAAUAAACUAGGUGGCAAUGAACAAAAUUAAACUUCAGUUCAUGUUAAGCGAUGGUGAUUAAGGGAAUUACAUUCUAACUGGAAAAACACGGUCAAUUCUGUCCAAAGCGAUCUUCAGCAUCAACGCAACAUGAAGAAUUUACACUGUGCCUUUACAUUUUAAAUUUAACACUCCUGAAUAUAAAAAAAUCAGAAUUUAAUUUCCACAAUAAGGAAUUAAAAGUGGAAAACCUUGUGAUUCUGUUAGUACAUAAGAAGUAUUAGGAUUAGUUGAUUAUCUAACAAUUUAAGAUCUUAAUAACCAGAUGAAAACAGCAGAUCUACUCGUUUGAAAUACCAACAUAACGACUGAUAAGUUGAAGUUAACUCUGUCUACAGUUUCCAGUCUGUCCUGCCUUAUCUCCCGCCUAUUAAAAGUGCUGAAACAUGCAAGUACACAAAGGGAAUUUCCCGUCGGGUCGUUAUCAGGGCAUUUCUUUUUUUCCUUGUUUUGGCUGACCAGCGUGGCAUUGUUUAAAGGUCUGCGGGACAAACAGCGAUCGGAGAUAGCGCAAAGAAUACUGGACCCACUUCAAAUAACGGCAAAGAAAGAGUGAAGUGACAAAUGGGUUGUUAGCUGCUUUUGAAUUGUCUUGAUUUUGUUUGGGUGAGAUUUCUUGGGUAAAAGAUGGCAGCAGGAACUCUAAUGAAGUGGUGAUUUGAUUUGUACGUCUGUGCAGCCUGUUGAAUCUGACCCUAAAGAACUUUUGGCUCUUGGAUGAGUGUUGUGUUUGGAGAAGGGAGCUCCCUCCAAGCUGUCACCCUGACUCCACCUCCAAAUAUUCAGAUCAGCCUCCUCUUGCCUCCUUUUUUUUUUCUUUUUUGCACCCUGGCCCUGCCUCUUCUUUCCUGCCUGACACAAUGAGGCAGGAUCCUCCUGGUUACUAUGACUUCAGCCCAGUGUCCGUAUGAAAUGCUACCACUUACUGUUUGGACAGCAGGACAGGACAGAGACACAUCCCAGGUUCAAAGAAACGCUACCGUCGGGCACAGCGGGGCGCGACAGACUGACACCGCCAAACCCGGACCCUGUCAGCUGGAACAGGACGUUUAGAGAGCGGAGAAGUUCAGGACAAGUCUCUUGAUGUUGGACUAAUGUGGCGGUUUUAGAGUUGACUCGGAUUCAAGGUUCUUAGAUGGAUUCAGCACCUUGAGGACAGCGUGGAUGUGAGAAGGAGAGUGAGGCAGCUGGCUCUGGGAUGGGCUGCGAUCCAUGAAUCCGACUGAAGGAUUAGGAUGGUUUUUGUUACUUUUGACAUGCCGCUGGCUUCGAUGGUGAGCACUGUAAGCAUGGGGGGAAACUGCGGGGAGCUUUCAUGCAUGUUUCUUGUAAUUACAGCUUGAUUAAGUUUUUAUCUUCCAGUGAUUUUCCAUUUUUACUUCAUAUUUUAAUCCCUUCAUCCAGUGUGUAGAGACCAGCUCAAAUACUGACAUUAUCUGUCUCUAUUACACCUGUUUUAGUUGACAAAUUUACGAGAUUUCAGUUUGCAGUCAAGUGUCCUUAGUCGCGAACUUUCCCUGUGUGUCCGAGGGGUCUGCACACUUCCUGACACCUGUGUCCUUGACCACUCGGCCCAGAAAAAAAGCCCCUAAAAGGCUCCACGCUUGUUUCCUUUACACUCUACUUUCUUUCUUUUUCCUCGUCUAUUUGCAGUGAAGUCACUCUCUCGGCCGGGGUAAUCAUUCUCACUGAGAUAAAAGGACCUGAAGCUGUUUGAAAACCUGCAGGACCCCCCACUCAGAUUUACUACCCUGUUAUGCAACCCCUGUACGGGCCACUUGUGUGCCUUUUAGUCCAGUUAAGUGUUUGCACAAAAGGUCUGGGGAGGUUCUUCCUAAAAUGGGAACCUGUUUAAUGCACAACAAUUCUCCCAAAGCUAUUCAUAACAUUUACAUUUCACUCUCUCCUAUAUACGCCGCAAACUUAUAUACAUUUGAUAAGUCUAUAUCAGGAGGAGUAUAACGGAGAAUGUUUAUGUCUAAGGCUCGGGUCAGACCGGCUAGUUUGUGCACUUUGUCUACAUUUAUUCUCGGUGUGCACCUGCUCUUUGUCCUUCUCAUUUUUUACAGAUUAGUUUAGAUUUUUUCAGUUGAGGUUCUAUAAACAGAUUAUGUAAGAAAAGGGUUGAUAAAGUCUGAAAAGAAGACCGUAGGUGUGUGGAGAAAUGUCUGCAAAAUCCUCUCAGAUUUUGGGGGAGGUCUGGGUGAAACCGGAUGAAUUUAUGAGUCUCUUUAUGCUUUUACAGGAUUUCGUAAAUAUUUGUGUUCAGGACUAAAAAGUUUGGGAAAUGAAAAAGUUGCAGACCCAGAAUUGAACCCUGAGGUACACCCUGUUGAGUCAGAAUGACAUCUUUCAAUAACAAAACAGAGAUGUCUAUUGUUAGGGAUGGGAGAAAAAAUCAAUUCACAUACUGUAUUUUUCGCACUAUAAAGCGCACCAUCAAUGGACGCGUCUAUUCGGGUCUAUUUUCAUGCAUAAGGCGCACCGGAUUAUAGAGCGAAUAAAGCUAAACAAAACAGACAGAUAAGUCAAACUUUAUUUAACUAAUUUAAUAACUCCACGAGGCGACGGUAGCUGCAGCGCUCCGACAAGCCAAAAGGAUGUUAAGUGCGCCUUAUUGUGCGAAAAAUACGGUAUCGCAAUUUUUUGUUUUACAAUUUUUAAAUCAAUUUUUUUGUUCAAAAAUCGAUUUUUUUUUUUCAAUUUAAGCAUAAAUCUCGAAAACUGACUUCCAAGUGAUGUGAAUUUUAUUGGGAAACAUAGUUCCUGGAAUAGUCAGUAGACGAUCAUAAUCAUUCAGCUGUUUCUCUGGUGUUAAAAAUGCAGACUAAAAAUCGAGAAAAUCGUCAAUAUCGUAGAAUUGCAAUUUAAAUCGAAUCGGUAUUCAAAAAAUCGUAGAAGAAUUGUAUCAAGAGAAAAGCAUAUCGUCCCAGCCUUAGCUAUUAUGGACAUUAUGGAGAUUUUUCAAUACUCUCUUAUUGCGGACAAAGAAAAGUAACUAAUUUAAAGUUGUAAGAAACUCUAACCAGCAAAUGUUCUUCAUCUUCAUCUAAAAUAUUGUCCCAAAGCAUUAAAGAUUGCAAAUUAAUUCAAUUUUAAUUCACUUUUCAACUUAAUAACUUUGCUUUUGAUAGAUUAAUGAAUCAGCUCAGUCAGUUUCACGUGAUAUUUUCAUUUUUAUGUUUUCAUUCAUUCUUUCGAAGCAUUUCUCACGUCAAACUUUCCCUUUGUCUUCUGAAAGUCCAGCAGUUUUAGUCGGAGGUGUUUUGAAGCCCCUGGAUGUGUGUGUUUGUGUGUGUUUGUGUGUGUUUGUGAGUGCGUGGGGGGUGAUCAGUGAAAGAAUGUCACUGGAAUGGUCUCUGGGUUUCAGCGGCGGUGUCAGUGUCCUGGAAUGUCAGUUCCUCAUCUUUGUCUCUUGCAGGGGGGUCGCUGGCCUGACUGACUCCCCAGCAGCGGCGGCAGCAGAUUCCUCGCUCUAACGGCGAAAACAACUGCUUCCUCAGAUACUGACCUGGCCCCUGUUUGUUUGCUUUGCUGCCGCUCGUAAAGUGGACAGAGAUUGCAUGAGUGCGGCCGCUCGCAGGGCCCGCUGACAGGGUGACAAUAGAGAGGGGAACAAUGGGCAGACUCGGGCCGUCUGUUCUUAUGGAACAACCUCGCGCCUCCUCGCUGUGAUGUAAUGAUGCAUUCAGAGCGAGGAAGUGGCCGUCCUUCCCUCUCCUGUUUGUGUCUGAUCAUCAGGACGGCUCGAACGCUCCUGCUGAUGUCAUCCCUCGCGCAGAAUUCCCCUCUGAUUUCCUGUUUAUCCUGAUCGUGUAUAUUUCUCUCUUUCCUACAUUGUCUCUUUCUGGAAACUUCUGUGAUUCCCCGUCGAAGUGACAAACUCAGUCCUGUCACUCUGUCCUCUUUCGUUUUCUAUUCCUCUAAAUUAAUCCGUCAUUUCUCCUCCAGGGUCAGGCGAGACGCAGGAAGAACAUGACUGAGUUUCUCGGGGAGGCGAAUAUCCCAACCCCGGACGCUCUGGGUCAGAUUGGCGGCUCUCUGCCCGGCGUUGGAACGGGACCCGACAGCUGGAAGAACCGCGCCGCCAGCCGCUUCAGUGGCUUCUUCAGCUCCAACGCAGGAGCGGGACCCUUUGGCAAGGUAACGUGAGAUACAAGCGGCGCUCCUUGUGUGGGUGAUGAAACUGAAUUUGUCCAGACUUGUAUCAGUAAAAACAAAGAUUGAGACACAAACAGAACAGUAGCAGAGCAGCAGUGGGAGGAGGUCAGAAGGUUAGAUCCCCAGAGUCCUGGUGAGGUAAUUUCCCUUCGACGUCUCCUGACUUGUUGGCUCAUGGACUUUCCUCCCAGCAGCUCAGGAAAGGAGGAGGCGGAGAGGAAAAGACUUACUCAGUUCCACCGAGGCCCAACAGCUUAAAGGAAGAGAUCCACCGUUUUAGAAUUAAUCUAUUUGAAACAUAGUUGAAUGAAUAUAAAGCACUGCGUCUUAAACUCUGUAGUGUAAGUCACUGCAUGGGCUUGAAAUAACAUCCAAAACGACCGUCUACAGGACUCAGAGAUUUACGAAAGACUUGGGGGAGGAAGUCUGAUCAAUCAAAAUUUGACUCUUUUUGGAAAUCAUGGAUCAUGUAACAUAUGCUGCUGUACAGAAAAACGCCAUUUUAAGAUAAGAUUAGAUAAGAUAUUCCUUUAAUCGUCCCACAGGGGGGGAAUUCCAAGAUUACAGCAGCAUAAAUACAGAUACAAAGAGAGAAAUUAAAGGAUAAAGAAACUUAGAGGUAAAAGGAAAAUAAAGAAAACAAAUGUAUAUACAUGAGUCUUAUUUCCUAUAUACAGAUGUACAGAAUAAACAUAUACAGUGCCUUGAAAAAGUAUUCAUACCCCUUCAAUUCAAACUGAAAUUCAACUUUAUUUUUAUGUCACUUUUCAUACAAAAAAUGUUGUUCAAAGUUCCUCACAGAGGCUAAAAACAACAAUAACGACAAUAAAACCCUUCCACCCACACACACACAAAAGCACACACCCACUCUCACUUACCCACACAUACUCACACACACACACAACUGAGAGACACUGGAGAUAAAAAUAGAGAUAAAAAUGGUGAAAAGAGUAAAACCUGAUGGACUAAAACAAGAAAAUAAUAUAAAAUGAACAAAUAAGUAAAAGCUCUUUACCAGCAAAAAGGGGUAAAAGAAGUAAAAACCUGUGAUGGGGAUUAAGAAAAAGACUAAAAACAGAGAUAAUUAAUAAAAUGACAUAAAAAAAAAAAACAAUAAGAACUUUGAUUAAAAUGAACAUUUGCAAAAACUUUGAACUUUUUCACAUUUUGUUUCUCUACAACCGCAAACUUAAAAGUAUUUUAUGGAGAUUUGUUGUCAUAGACCAACACAAAGUAGCACAAAAUUGUGAAGUUAAACAAAAAUGAUUCAUGGUUUUCAAAAAUGGAAACAAAUAAAAAUCUGAAAAGUGCGCUUUUGCUUCCCUUUCCCCUUCGCUGCGAUUACAGAUGCAAGUCUUUCUGGGUAUGUCUCUACAAGCUUUGCACAUCUAGAAUUACACAACUAAAAUUUUUGCCCGUUCUUCUUUACAAAAUAGCCCAAACUAUUGGAUGGAGAGCAUCAAGUCUUGCCACAGAAUACUUUUUCAAGGCACUGUAAUAUGAUUUAUUGCACACUGAGGUUUCUGGGAUAACCUUGUCUCUGUAGUUAAAGAGUCCAGGUCUAAGAUGCAUGCGUUGUUUUCUCAUCAAACUCAAUCCCGCACACUUCCAUUGUGUCGUCUCUCCUGAGGUCCCGCCCACAACAGUGGCAGAUGUCACAUAAGGACAGUAUCUGUCACUCACCUGUCACUGCCCCCUCAUCUCUAUUCACCCCGAGCGUCCCCCUUCACCCCUCCAGAGCCAGAGAUCCCAAACCAGGACCAGGACCUCUUGCACCCUCCAUAUUGUUUGGAUGAACUACUGUCAGUCGCUGCUUUCACAAACCUCUGAAAGGAGUGCUUCACUUUAUUUCUAAAUUUGUUCUACAAGGACGUCAGGCGUCACGAUCCAUGAAGCAGCGGCCCGUGUCCCCCCUCUCUUUUCUUCUUCUUCUAUUGUUAAAAGGGUCUCAAUGCUCCGAGCUCAUUUUCAUAACUACAUCAGGGCCGGCAGGCAGAACAAAGGCCUGAAUAGAAACCACUGCUGGACUGAAGAAUUAAGGCGCCAGUGAGGACAGGAUUGAUAUGCUAAUGCAUGAACUCAUCUUCACUUACAGUUUGAGUGCAACAAUAAAUCAAGACAAAAGGACAGAAACGAACAGUUACCACCACACUGACAUGCUGUUAGCCUCGUUUAAACUAAUUAGGGUUGGUGCGAUUAAACUCAAAAUUAUUCCUGUCUGACUGCAGGAGGUGGAUCGUCUGGAGCAGCUGCAGAGUAAGCUGCACUCCUACACCACGUUCGGGCUGCCUAAGGUGCCGCGGCAGCUCUCCUUCCACCAGGACUCCUGGGAGGAGGAAGAGGAGGAGACCAACCUGGUGCUGGAGGACAGCUGGCAGAUGCUGCUGGACAACUCGGAGGUAAAGUACACACAGGCUACGGCGCCACACGUGUUUUAUCCAUGUGCUCGUUCCUGUUUUUCCUCCUUCCUUAUAUCUGGAAGUCAUCAUAUCUAUCAUUUCAAGAAAUAUACUUCUCCCUGCGUAGGAACAGAACAGUUCAAAGCACUAAAACACUAAAACAGUUUAUUUUGCCAAGACUCGUAUUUUUACCUUUUCCAGUAAUCACCACCUGUGAUUGUUAAAAUCCGUUUCCACACAGUCAGAGGAAUAAAAAGUAUCUCAGUCCUGUUAAAAUGUUCCAUCCGUGUUUACAGUGUCAGUAAAAGUUUGCUGCCUGCAUAAGUCAGUACACCUUCUGUUAAAAGUAAUCUAUUACUUAUUAUCUAGAUGAGCAAAAGUUCAAUAUCCAGAGUUUUGUCAAAGUUGAGUUUAACAUAAACCAUAAGAUAAAAAUAAGGGUGAUAUGGUAUCUAAAAUUUAGCUUUGCUCUCAGAACUUUGAUUUGGGUGUACUCAUUUUGUAUGCAACUUAAAAAAUCUUGUUUGCAGUCAAUGGCUCUACAUUUAGGAGAUUAUUUUGUUUUACAGUCUGGCAUAGAAAAUGUUGAUUUUGGAAGGAAAUUAAAGGUUUUCUGACAACUCUGAAGAGGUGUCUACUCAUUUAUGCUGAGCAUUGUUCUAAAAGUCCAAUGCGUAAAUUAAACAUGUGGUGCAUUUACACUGAAAUGCAACUUAGAAAGUGACACUUGACCUGAAUGAGGUUUGGAUCAUAAAGAUUGAGUGUACAGCCUUUUAAACUCAAGUAAAACCACAUUAAAAUUCGAGAGAAACAUGGUGAUAAUUAAGGAUUAAAUAUCUAAUAAAGAGUGAUGUUAAAAAAAGGUAUAAUUGAACACCAGAUAAUGAUAAUUUCUAACUUUUUCAAGACUAACUGACCUAUUUCCAACCUAAAACUUAAACUUUCAUGUCUGCUUUAUUAAGCUAAUGAACUUUAACCUGUAAAUACAACAGUAUCAUGUCUGUCGCCGUCUCAAACUUUCACUGUCCUCCAGCUGUUCGUGUUUACUCCUCAUCCACAGCCGUAUCUCUGCUCAGCUGCUCUCUCAUACUGUAAAUCCUCCUGUGAUGCUUUUGUAAAUACCGCUCAUAGUCGGUUACAUAAGCUUUACAGGGGCUCAUAAAUUCCACAAGUAGUUCAGUGAUCGAGUUGAUAAUGUGAAGUCGUAUUAAAAUUCACAUUUAUACUUCCGCUUGAACUACUUUACAGGGUCACAAUUCUCUGCUGUGGUGAUAUAAUUAAAUAUAUUUACUUUUCAAGCUAAAUAAAUGUGGACUUUGUUUUUAAAUAUGACUUAAAUGAUAGAGAAGGAAAUUAAAUGUUUUGUUACAUAUCCUCAUAUUUAAGAUCCGAGCUUUAAAACUUUUAUUUCGUUUUCUUGAACUCGUUUAUCGUCAUUUACGACUGUCUCCAUCCCAUGUGAUUCUUAGCGGGGUUGAGAUGAUCAUAAAAGUCAUCCUAACUGUAAUAAAGACGAGGAAUCUGAGCGUGGACGUGACAUAUUUAAUCAUAUGAUGUGUUUGUGUUCGUACGCAGACGCUGACAAGGCGACAGUUCCACCAGCAGGAGGCGAUAUGGGAGCUGCUGCAGACGGAGGCCACCUACAUCAAGAAACUGCGAGUCAUUACUGAUGUGAGUGCAGGAAAGACUGCUGGUAUUCUGCAGAUAUGUGUGUUAAAUAAACAGACUUUGAUUCAUGUUAUGUAAGAAAACGUCAGAGUUAACAGAUUAAUCUCUUUAUUGCGUCUGAGAAUAGUUCCUCUUUCGCCUAUUUGGACGCUGAUAUCAGAUUAGAGUUUCGGUCGCUGAUAUCGCUCCCCGGGUCAGCUCCAUGUCUUUGUGUAAACUUAUAUUUUAUCUCUGCAGCUGUUCCUGUGUGGGCUGCUGAACCUGCAGGAGAGCGGUCUGCUGACGGAGGUGGAGCCCGCCAAGCUCUUCAGCAACAUCCAGGAGAUCGUCCGCCUCCACACGUCCCUCUGGAACCAGGUCAUGCUGCCGGUCCUGGAGAAGGCCAGGCAGGCGCGGGCUCUCCUCGACCCCACUGACCUGCACCACGGCUUCAGGACGGUCAGUUGUUUACACUUUGUGAACUUGUUUCUUCUCCACAGGAAAAAGGUUAUCAAGAAACCGUGACCCGGCCCACAGCCAUUGAUUGAAACACAAAACACUGAUAAGUUUGUGGCGUGGAGGUCGUUAAAAUAUGGCGAUUAUGAUAACUUUCCUGUAAGUCUGAGUCAGAUUUUAUCAGCUGUAGCUUUGAUAAAACUCAACAUUAUGAAAUUUCACCUGAAAAUAAUUCAAGUUCCAGGAACUUCAAUUCUCAGGAAGUAUUUUUAAAAUAAACAACAGUUUUCUGAAGAUGUGAAUAAGCAUUUCUACUGCUCAGAGACAGAACCAGGAACUUUGAGUUUCAGGAACUUCUCUUCAUGGAAAUAAAUGGUUCCUGUGGUAUGUUGUCGUUUGCACUUCCACCAUGUCCCAUAAAGAUUAUGCAAAUCAGGCCACUGAAGUUUAGAGAAGUAGUAAAAGGAACUGAACGACACUGCCAGUCAAGUAUGUGACAGGAAGAACGAGACGAAGGUCAAGUUAGAAAGUUGACGCCAUAUAAGGCGACACGCAGAAUUUCCAACGUUGUACUUUAUUGAGUUACCAAUCAAAUCAGCAGAAAAAGGAAACAAGCGUGACAGCAAAGUACAUCCAAAAUACACGGCCGGUAAAAUAAAAACAACAAUCAGAAAAGGUCAGCAUUGACCUGGCCCUGAGUUUUUAGGAACUUUUGGAAGUACUACCCUCAAAGCAGGGACUUUUUCAAGAGGUAGAUCAAUCAAAACCAAAGACACUAACUGAUCAGAAAAGUUCAUUACAGUUAGCUUUUCACCCAAAGUUCCUAUCCUCAACUCAAACCCUAGUUCCUCCUAAAGUUACCAAUCCCUUUUGAAAGUUUUUGCAGUGGAAAUGCGUAAAUAAACAAGGACAAAUACAUAGAAAAGACUAACAAAAUUAGCAUACAUAUCUUAGAGAUAUAAAACAACUUUCAUAUUCAGUAAUAUCAUCAAUUCGGAAACAGGCGAGGAAAAAUAUACAUCAAUAAAAAUACAAAUAUGGGUACAAAAGUCAAAUCAGGGAAGAGAAAAACUAUAAGAAAAAACUAAACUGUUAUUUUUAUUUUGUAACAGAGUUCUCUAGAUUUUCCACGAUUUAGAUAUUGGUAAUAUUUCUGACAUAUGUCUGUUUGUGUUCUUGUUCAGUUUGGUACCAGGUUCAAGCCGUACAUCCGCUACUGCAUGGAGGAGGAGGGCUGCAUGGAGUACAUGCGCACACUUCACAGGGACAACGAGCUCUUCAGGACCUACGUCACGGUCAGUUCUCUCACCUCUCCUCAGCAGUCACCAAGUCCUCAGCGGUUCUCUUUCUACUUUCGGCUCAUUAAAUGAUCCUAUUCCUGUCUUUGUGUUUCUAAUUCAGUGGGCGGAGACUUAUAAACAGUGCAACCGUUUGAAGCUGGCAGACAUGCUGGCGAAGCCUCACCAGAGACUCACCAAGUAUCCUCUCCUGCUGAAGAGCGUGCUCAAGAAGACGGACGAGCCGUCGGCGCGGGACAUCGUCAACAGCAUGGUGAGAAAGAAGAAGGAUUUCAUAACGCUGCUGGUUUCUUCUUGAUGAAUACGACUGUAAAUGUGAGUGUGUUUCUGUGUAGGUGGCUGCGGUCGAGGGUUUCAUCAACAGCGUAGACUCUCAGAUGCGACAGCGCCAAGAGCAGCAGAAACUGGCCACCAUCUCUGCUCGCAUCGACUCGUACGAGGCUGUAGAGGGCAGCAGCGAGGAGGUAGAGAAGGUAAGGAGUGAUUUACGAUGCUCCGGUGAUUUCCUCGACUUCAGAGUUCAUGUAUAAUUCGGCCUCACGCUUUCAUCUUCUCGCUUUCAGAUCCUUAAGGAGUACAACCGCUUUGACCUGAUGGCUCCCAUGAGGGGGACGUCACCGGAGGAGACCCGACAGCUGCAUCUUGAGGGGGCGCUGAGGAUGAAAGAGGGCAAAGACAGUCGGGUAGGUCUUCUGAAUUCACGUGACGAGCUCGUCUUAUCUUCAGACUCAACAUCUGGUUUCUCACGUUUUGUACUUCAAAGUCGACUCGAAUUUCACAUGAAACAGUUGACCUGUAAAAGUGUCUCUCAUUCCCUCUGCAGAUGGACGUCCACUGCGUCCUCUUCACUGACCUGCUGCUCAUAACGAAGCCGGUAAAGAGAGUGGAGAAGGUGAAAAUCAUCCGACAGCCGCUCCUUAUUCACAACGUCGUCUGCAAGGAGCUCAAAGAUCCCGGUGAGUGAUUCUGUGAUAUCAGUUUGGACUUAAAUAUUCAGUCUUUGAAUUGUGUGUGAUUGUGGAAAAGUUUGUCUUUAAGUCAAAGUAAUUAAUGCUCAAACGAGUCUGAGAAAAGCUGUAAUAUAUCACAAUUAAGAAGCUCUGACAUGCAAAGAUUUUCAGUUUAACUUGAUUAGUUAUUGGUGUCUCUAAAACGAGACCCUGAUACUGAAUCUUUGUGUUAUUCUCUGCCUCUCCAGGUUCAUUCAUCCUCAUCUACCUCAACGAGUUCAAGAGUGCAGUGGCUGCUUACACUUUCCAAGCCAACAGCGCCUCCCAGGGGCGAAGCUGGAUCGAUGCGAUCUGCAACGUCCAGGUUUGAAGACGCUUCAUAUCUUUGUAAAAAACAUUCAGAGACUCUGUUUUGUGGUUUUCACGUCUAAUGUUGGAUGUUUGACUCUGCUGCAGAAUCAGCUCCAGAGGCUCCGCACUGAGGAGGUCCUCCGUCAGCAGAACAGUCUGAAGAGGUGUACGGGGCGAGAGGAGGAAGAGGAGGAGGAAGAUGAGAGCAGCAACUCUGCAACGAGUUCACCGUGUCUGAGACACAAAGAGCAGCAGAACUCCAGGUACCAGAGGAGAAAACUUAAAAAAAACUAAUGUAAAUGUAAUUUAAAGGGAAAUUCUGGCGUAAAAUUAAUUUAGGGUCUACGCCGGAAUAUUCCUUUAAUCACUCUGACAUAUUGUCUCUUUAAAAGUUGGAUUUUAUUUAGAAAAACUGCUAAAAACAGAUUUAAAAAUUCAUUCCUGAGUGUAAAUGUGAAAUUAACUUUAUUGUCCUUUAUCUUUCUAGUCAAUCUGAUGGAUCCACUGAGACUCUGUCAGUGAUGGACAUUGAUGAACCUCCAACCCCCAACAUGAACGUGGAGCGAACCACUAAAACAGACUCUGAUGACUCCCCCCCGUCUGAAAAUUCUGAGGUCCAGCAGAGUCCCCCAAGAGUCCACUCUGGGGUUUUCCCUGAGGCGGGGCCUGACGGCGAGGAGCUGGAUCCUCAGUGUCGUUCCCUUUCCAUGGACAGCGCCUACGGGACCCUCUCUCCGGAGUCUCUCCUGAGAGAACUUCAGCCUCAGCGGGGCCAGAGCGAAGGAGAGGAGACCGAGGAGGAGGAUGGAGAGGACGCAGGAUUAGAGGAGGAGCAGGAGGAGGAAGAGGAGGAAGAGGAGGAGGAUGCUGGCUCUCUGGGGUCUCAGGUGUCUGUGGUCCAGUCGUCUAAACCUCGCCGUCGACCUCACGUUCAGCCUCGGGUUCACUGCCUCCAGAGGUUGUCCACUCUGACUUUAUCCCGCUCUGAGGACAACCUGCUGCAGCGUCUCCGCGGCAAAACCCCCGUCUCCCACACACACUCACUCAGCGAUGAGACCCAGGACCAAUCAGAAGGCAGGGACAAGGACAAAUCAACUCUGGCGCACAGUAAAAGCAUGUCGGAGCUCGGUAAGAACUCCCUGGAGCUGUUUUCCAGUGACCUGGACCAGUCCGACGACAGCCUGAGCGUCGUUCUGCCUUCUGACAAACUGUGCGCCACCCUGAAGAGGGCGGAGGCCAGGCGGGGGAACAGGGCGACCUCAGGACCCCGGGGGAGUAACACCAGCUCGGAUGGGGAAAUGGCUCCAUCUAGUGGCCUGGAAAGGAAGAGCGAGACGACAGUGACUGGUGAUUCAGGGGAAAUGUCACCAAAGAAGAGGAAAUCCCCAGCCCAGCAGCACAAGAAGCUAACGCUAGCUCAGCUCUACAGGAUACGCACCACUCUGGUCCUCAACUCCACCCUCACUGCAUCGUAAGUCAGACAGUAGUUUGAAAAUUUGAGGCCUGCAGUAGCCCCUACAUUUACCAAACCAGCAUAUCAGUGGAAAGAAGUGAAUUAAUGUAAAUGUUUUUUUUUUUGUUUUUUUUUAAGGGAUAUUCCGGCGUAAAUUUAAUUUAGAGUCAAACACACCAUAACACCAAGUUAAACAGCCCCUCUAGAGACAAAUGUUGCCAAUCGUUUGCUUCUCUAGUUAUACCAACUUUAGUAACGACCGCAUGAUAGCAAUACACAGCGGUCUGAGGAGCCAUAAACAAACCUCAACCAAAACGCCACUCUAUAGACACAAAUAAUACUACUAGACACCAAACAUCUUUUUAACUUUGCCUAAUUUCUUUAGAAAAGAGACUAAACACAACUCACCUACUCUCUUCCAGCAGCCGCUUGUUUGUAGUAAGACCUCAGGCCAGUCGAUUACGGACUACAGCGGGGUGACGCAGCUCAAGGAAGAACAUUUAUGAUCAUUUCCUUACAGUAAAAAUCACCAUGUUAAUCAUUUUUUGCUGCAGACGCGGUAGUUCUUCUGCCUUAGCGUCUCGGUCUGAUUGUAUUUCCAUGAAGAAAUGAUCAUAAAUGUUCUUCCUUGAGCUGCGAAACCCCACUGUAGUUCGUAAUGGACUGUCACGGGGUCUCGCUACAAACAAACGGCUGCUAGAAGAGAGUAGGUGAGUUGUGUUUAGUCUCUUUGCUAAAGAAAUUAGGUACUUAAGUUCUACUAAACUUUAGUGCCUUUACUAAAGUUCGUAUAACUAGAGAAGCAAGCGGUCGGCAACAUCUCUCAAGGGAUGUCUAACUCGGUGUUACGGUGUGUUUGACUCUAAAUUAAUUUUACGCUGGAAUAUCCCUUUAAAUAUGAAGAAACUCAUUUGGUUGUAACAUUUUAAUUUCAUUUUCAUUUUCUUCCAGACAUGUACAUUUAUUGUAUUUGUCUCUUUUCUUACAGGGAGGUUUAAUAACCACUCCAGCUGACGGUGGAAAUAAGGAACACUUGUUUUGCUUCGAUGGACUGAACUUGUCGCGACACAGAUGCACUCUCUCUCUCUCUGUCUCUCUCUCUCUGUUGUCGCCCUCUCCCUUCUCGUUGCUUUUGGGACUCUGAUCGAACUGUUUUUGCAUUUGGACAAUAACAAUCCAGUUUUCCCCUCUUUUCAUUUGCUGUUGCGUUGGUUUCCUGAUUCUUCUUUUGAUUGGGAGGGAGAGGCAGAGAGACACAUUAACUGCUUGCACUUUGCAACGGAAGUAGCAUGAACCGGGGGGUCGCUCUGGGACUUUAACGCGGCGGACUGUCCCUGCACUCGGCACCGAUGGGAGCUGAACCCUGCAACUUCUUGGACUCGAAAAGAGGAACACUAAGACUUGAAAAAAAAUGCUCUCUACAUGUGGCUAAAAAAAAAAAAACAGCACCUGGGACAUCCUCCUAAUAUUUGUACUACUCCUGGUUUGCUUUAAGGAAAGGUUAAAAAAUUGCACAGUUAUCAAUGUUAAGUAGAAGAAUCACUAAAAGGAGUGAAUUCACCUAUACAGUCACAUUGAAUUUGAGUUAAUUAUUUGUUUUUGUCUGCUUGUGUACAGAUGUGUGAGUGUGUGUGUGUUUGGAUGAAUGAAUGAAUAAUGGUCCUUGAUUCCUGACUGAACCAAAACUGAUCUACCAUCUCCUGUGAACGCGCUAACUCCCCCAAAGAUAAGACCCGAGUCGCCGAUAGAUUCCCAAGAAAAAGUGCGCCCAAAGACACGGAAUAUAUAAGAUAAUGACUGAAAAGGUUCGGCUGAGGCUUCUUUGAGGAUUUUCCUACAAUAUCUUCACUGUUGCAUGAGUGUAUUUUCACCCCCGAGGCCCUAAAUGGAUCAAAACCACACGCACAAGUGCACAAACAAACACUAGGGCCCGGGAAAAGCAACACACAAGAAGAAGUCUUCACUUGCCUGCGUCGAACACCUCUUUCCUCCGAGACAUUUCAUUCCUCGUGUUUCUUCGUGACGGUGACACUAAUAAGAGAUUGAACAAAAAAGGUUUUGGGUUGUUAAUUUUUUCCGAGUGAAUCUGCAGAGACGCUUUUUCCAGGAGAUUUGAACAUUCACAUUUUUCAGUUCAGUGGUUUCUCUUCCAAACAUCGCCCAAAACCAAAUAGGUUAACUCUGUUUACUUUAGUUUUUUUUUUUUCUUGUUUAUGUGUCAUAUUUAUUAUGCUUGCUAUGUUUUAUAUAUAAGAUAUUGUUUAUAUUAUUUGCUUCCAUGAUUUGUAAAUUCUUUUUUGUUGUUGUUGAUGUAGUCUUAAUAAUUUGCCAGGCAUGAAUGUGCUAUGAACCAAAAUUAUGUGUUUCCUCUUUCAGGAAUGACUUUAAAGUGUCUUACAGAAAUAAAAAGGCUGAAACUUUA
Messenger RNA from Xyrichtys novacula (pearly razorfish), 85068 nucleotides. The record is from the annotation of a GenBank genome assembly. Lineage: Eukaryota; Metazoa; Chordata; Actinopteri; Labriformes; Labridae.